This is a messenger RNA of Xyrichtys novacula (pearly razorfish), 81716 nucleotides long. NCBI's taxonomy places the organism in Eukaryota, Metazoa, Chordata, Actinopteri, Labriformes, Labridae. The record is from the annotation of a GenBank genome assembly.
CUGCUGAAGAGGCGUAGCUCUCUCUGCUUUCUGCUCAUUGUGCGACUCCAGCGAGAGAAAUUUCCGCUUCCUGCGCCGAUAAACAACAACCAACCGACCAACCGACAACCGACCGAGACAACACAACGAGCCGUCGCGAAGUUUCAUUGCAGGAGGGGGGGACAGCAGCGAGAGAGUGGACGCCGAGGAUUGACCGCCUGUCCUCGGCUACAGAAACCCCCUCUUGGACCGCAGUAUGUCUUCACUCUCGGGCGGCGAAUAGCACCAAACGGAUCCAACUUUUCCGUUUUUACGCAUUUGCACCACCGAGAGAGAGAGAGUGAGCGUGUGAAAACAGGCAAAGGAAGGAGGAGGUGCAGGAGGCACCACCAGAAAAAGGACAACAACACACCACACCACCACACAAGGAGAAACCAGGCUUACUACGGGUAUUCCUCCGCCUGAAAACCCGCUCUCAGCCUCCAGGAUGUCGGAGCGAGGAGGGCUCCCGCGGACUGGGGGCGUCCCCUCGCCGCACAUGCAGCCCUCCAAGCCGGUCAGCAUCACCUCCAACCGGCCGGUCCACAUGAACCUGUACGCUACCUGGGAGGUGGACCGCUCCUCGCCCAGCUGUGUGCCAAGGUAUGUGAAAGAAAGAAAGAGAGGGGGGGGGGAAGCAUGCAGGAAGAGGGUGGCAUGGCUUAAGGGUGGUUGUAGAUGAGAAAUGACCCUGUCUGGGGUUCUACUGGGGGGAUUUCUACAGGAAUUGCACCAAAGGGGCGCCAGUUUGGGAAGAUUAUCACCUCAUAUGACUGGAGAACAUGUGGAAUUGUCACAUUUCAUACAAAAAUAAGGAUAUUUCUCCAUUUCUACUGCUCUGUUUGCUUAUCUUGACCCAUAUAACCCCUACCAACCACCCAAAUAAUCACCUCCUGGUAGCUUUUACAAACAAGCUUGCCGCCUGGUUAUCUGUCAGACUAAUAAAGACUGUUUGUGUUGUGACAGCUGCUGCCUUUCCCCCCAAGUCGACAGCCUUUACCUGAUCAAUGCAGACACAGAUUGAUGAAACAGACCGUCGCCGCUGCCAUAAAAAGGCAUCGUGUGAUCAUAUGUGACACAUCUGUAACAUCAGCCGCCGCGAUUUACGGCUUUUGGAGAAGAAGAGGAGGGCAGGAAAUGUCAGAUAUGAAUCAUUUUGCAUCAGAUUCUUGAUGUGAAAGUUGUUUGUGUAGACAAUGUAGAAAGACGGUUAAGCUUGGCACCAUUAAAACAUAAUAAUUUGAUGUUUUUGUUGAAUAUAUAGGGUAAGAAAUCCAUGUUAUGGUCGGUGCAUGAUGCAGUUUGUAGAUGUAGACAAUGCAGCAAGGAAAAAAAGCCAUGCACCAAAGAAAAGCACCACACUGCCUGGUGUUUUGGUUCAUGGAAUAAGAGCGAUGAUGAUUGAAAGCUGUACAGAAAUGACUGAUGUCUGCCAGUGUAGACAAUGCAGCCAUGACUCAUGUUUGGGACAUGUUUUCAACCUCAAAUAUUGAGUUCAAGAUGACUAAGAUCCAAGAGCCAAGAUGUUUUUGUUCUCAGGAUUUGCCUCAAAACUCUGAGUGAUGUUGUUGAAUAUAGACGACGCAUCAAGUGUGGAAACAACCUCGUACCAAAUACCAACAUAAUAUGCUGCAAUGCAAUCAGAAAUGUUGUUUGAUGAAGCAGACAAUGUAGCAAUUACUCAAAAAAGCACGUAAAGAAGGGUAAUCUGCAGACUAGAGUCAUUUAUGAUACGCUAAAACGCGCUAAAUGAAGUUGUAGACAAUGCAGCGAGAACGCCACAAAAACGCUACAAGGCUAACAAAUAAAUCACGCUGUUCAUAGUGAUGCUUGGCUCUUACCCAGGGAUUCCACAGGAUCCGGAACGGCUCUGCUCUGGCGGUUCAAAUACGCAAGCAUACAGCGACCACCAGAUCCGAUCCGCUGCCGCCAUUGGAGGAGAAGCGCUUGCGAGAUUACCGAUAUUUCUCGCAAGACUGGACGAGAUCUCAAGUGUUUCCCCGUGAGAUAUUGAAUGAGAUACGCCGAUCUAAAGGGCGGUGUAUAUCCGGAUAUUUUACUCUGUAACCGCAGACAACUUCCGCUUCUGAAUUGAUGCGCCGUGCUGCGGCGUCCGGACGAAAUUAGAAGCCUUGUGUGUCUGAUUCCGGAUCCUGUCGGUUUUAGCCGUUGAAGUUCCAAUCAUUUUUUGUUUUUACUACUCUAAGUGUCCUCAGUGGUCUUUAAAUCGUGAUUGUUAAGUUUUUAGCCAAAAUCGCGUUACCUGUGUCAUUUUCGAGGACUCGCCUCUUCGCCUCUGAGUCAUGGGCUAGCUAGCUUGCAACCUAACAUUGGCGGUGUAGCAGAAGUGGCAGGUAACAAAGGAACUAUUCAGCUCUCGGACACUAAUGUCUUUAGGGACAUGAUGAAAGUUUAUUUCAUAAUUAGCUUUCUUACAAGCAUUGCAAUCUGCUAACGCACACGCUUGUUCCGCGAUCGUCCCCUCUAUUUGUGGCCUGCAUAGCGUGGCUUAGGGGGCGGAGCUUGGAUUUGCUACAUAGGAAAUCUCACUGAAUCUGAACCUUCCAUUUGGGUCUGCCAGAGAUAGUGCUUACUUUUCUCAUGAUAUGUCCUGCAGAGUCAGAAAAAUGCCAUAUGAACACGUAGACGACAAGAAAAACAUGAUUUUCAUCGAAGUGGAGGUUUAACAUGAUUCAAGUAUGCCACUCUGGAAUUCAUCGUUUUAGUAUACCAAUGGUUCUCAACUGGCAGUAGUCGUAGAACUGUACUGUAGUACUGUAGUAGAUGAUGCAGAAAGUUCUUUCAGUCUGAGAAAACGAGGAAACGUUGACUCUCUGGGCAGAUAAUCUUGAUCAUGGUAUGUUGUCAUGUGACAAUCGAUGUUGUUGCUUCAUGUAGACAAUGCAGCGGGUCAGCAAUAGAUAAAAUACCUGACUUGUUUCAGGUCGUUGAGCACAAACACAGCUCUGUAUCCUGUUGUUAUUGUUCUCCUUCUUUUAGACAUUCGAAUGAAACUAUAAUGAUAAUAACAGAAGAGAUGGCAUCCAACACAAAACAGCGCCUCAUGUUUUAGUUCGUCGAAUAAAAAUAAUGCGACUCUGCGGGCAGAAAUAGAUGAUUUUCAUUACCAUGAUGAUUCCAGGCUCUGAAGGGAUGAAUUAUGUGUUUGCUAAUGCUGACAGUGUGGAGAGUCCACAUUAGCCGAGACACCUUAUCCAUCUGAGCCGAGUGCCAAACAAAGACAUCCUAGUCGGCUUUCUUUGUUCGCCUGAAACACUCGCUGACUGUUUUCUGCAGAGGGAUCAGCCUGAACGGCGUGCGUUUCUAUCAAACUGAAACUAUAUUUUUGUUUCAUCGCCACAUAUUGGAUUUAACAUUCUUGUAAAACCCGGCUGCCGUCUGUCCUCUUUGUGUUUAUGAUGCCUCGGUAAUAACUGUGGUCAUGAGUUGGAUUCAAGGUUGAAGGUUAACAGCUGUGACUGAAGUGCUGCGCAUGUGAUUCACAACCUUGGUGACAGAAUUUCACAGCAAAUCAAACCGAAAACAGAGGAAUCGAGCAAAAAUAAAGUCUUCAGGUUUGAGAGAGAGAGAGGUAAACCUGAAUCUCCUCAUGAACAUGCCCUACAAAGUUGUGCACGCUUUGUGUUUUCUGGUAAGAUCUCUUAGCGGUUGCCCCCGAGAUGUUUAGGUUACUGAAAGCAAUUAGUGGGAAUAAAGCGUGCUGGUUAAAGCGUCACAAAGUCCCACUGCUGACAUCUUAAUGCUGCUUUCUGAAAUGCUUUGGGGCUUUGCUGGGUUUGAAGCAAAGCCUCAAGGGUGUUUUCUGCUUCUUAGCAUUUUGUGUUGGUGAGUGAGCUUGUGAAUAAAUGAUACAGUCCAGGAUCUAUAUUUUGUACCGGUGCAGCAACGGAGAGAGCCUCACACAGGCGAGAAAAAAGGGGGAAGGAAGGGAACGAGAGGAUGAGACAGGGAGGUGGGAGAAGAAGCGGUGGCUGCUCUGUCAUCUACAUUUCAAUAGGAUUUCUCACAGACGUAGGCAGACGACGACUUAUCUGGGAGCACCUUCUUUAUGUUUGCAGGCUAAUAUCCACGGUUGAUUUUUACUCAAAAUGUGAUUGUUGAUGUUUUAUUUUGGGGCCUUUUUCGUCGGCAGCCGUCACGGUCUGUCAAAUAUCUUCGAUUUCACUGCAGUUGCAGCAACGGAGAGAGCCUCACACAGGCGAGAAAACAGGGGGAAGGAAGGGAACGAGAGGAUGAGACAGGGAGGUGGGAGAAGAAGCGGUGGCUGCUCUGUCAUCUACAUUUCAAUAGGAUUCCUCACAGACGUAGGCAGACGACGACUUAUCUGGGAGAACCUCCGUCUUCAAUGUUCGAUGUUUUUGUGUUCGCUCUCUCUCUGUUGCUCAAUCUCCGUUGCUCAGAACUUCCCCUCCUCUCGCCGAGGUGUUGUCGCUCUAACCUCUUCCUGUGUAACCAAAAUACCCCCUUUAUGUGCUGUUUAUAUGCAGCGGCAGUGGAUUGAAUUCGCCUGGCAGGAGCCGAACAUGCACUGGGCUGCCCUCUGUUAAAUCCCAUUUUGAUUGCAAACUUGGAAAAAUACUCGACAUGUCAGCAGAGCGUUGUUUGUUUUGUGGUCGUGCUCAGAGGAACAGAGCAACAGGAAAUAUUCAAGAGUAAGAGAUCAUAUCACUGGCUCAGCAGUCAUGAAUCAAACUUUUGGAGGUCACUGGAAAAACUCUUGUCCCAAACCGACAUUGUAAAAAUCCCCUAAAAAGUGGAAUCUGACAGCAGCAAGAAAAUAAUCAGCCUGUUUAUCUUCUAUUCACCAAUGAAAACUAAUGAAAAUGCUAUUAAAAAUGGCUGAAAGGAACAUAUUAUCCUGUUACGAUAGCAAGUCUAAGCUAGCAAAAAGUAGAAUUUAGGGUUUUUCCAUUUUUUUACACUCUUGUAUCUACAUACCUUUGGCAAAUACCCAGUUUGCAAUGGUUUCUAGAAUAUUUGGACAUCUCCAUUGUCGUUGGUGGCAUCUAACACCUAGCAGCCGCAGGUCAAAUGCUUGGAUGGCUGUUAGCAGGGUCCAACUUUGGCUGAUUUUUGAAUAUUUUUAUAGUUUUUCACUGGCUGUUGUCAGACUUUAUAUUUCCGUUCAAAAGACCAGGAAAUUACUGUUUUUAUGACACCAUCUAAAAUUCUAAAAUCAAGCUUUAGCAAGUCUACCAAUUAAUUUUCAAAACCAACACUGUGAUUUACUCUCCGAUAAAAUUGCAAACUUGUUUCUUUCACAAUAGGAGUCAAAAAUAUACUACUGCAACUACUGCUUCAUAGUAGUUAAAGUUAGCAGCUUACAACAUUAUAGCGGUGUAAGCAUAACGCUCUUGUGGCUACAUGCUUUUGGCAAAUACCCAGUUUGCAAUGGUAUCUGGUAUAUUUGGACAUCUCCAUUGUUGUUGGCAGCGGUCACAGGUCGAGUACUUGGCCAGCAGCGUCCAAAUUUGACUGAUUUUUGAGUAUUUUUAUAGUUUUUCACUGGCUGUAGUCAAACUUUAUAUUUCCGUUCAAAAGACCAGGAAAAAACUGUUUUUAUGACACCAUCUAAAAUUCUAAAAUCAAGCAUUAGCAAGUCUACCAAUUAAUUUUUUAGAUCAACAACAUAGUGGUGUUAGCAUAACCAAUAUGAGGGAGAGCUAGCAAAUGCCAGAAGUCAAUGUUGAGUUCAUUUUUACACAAGUAUCUGAAGAGUUCUUGCUGUCAUUGAGUAUUUAAAGCUCCUGUGAGGAACUGUCAUUUGUGUAAAUUAUGGCGCCCCCUGUGGACAAAGCAGUCUUUGCUUAUCAUGUCCUUAACAUGCUUAAGUCGUAUCUUCUCACAAUUUUAUGUAAAUAUUUUACCUGGAAUUUUUAAAAAUGGGACAGUUUCAAACAUCAAAAAUGACAAUAUAGAAAUCGUCAGUUUUGUAGCUGAUGGUCUUGUUUGCUUUUGUCUAUCAUGAAGAGGCAUCUAUAUGAGUUUCGGUCUAUUUUAUGAUUAUAAAAAAACUCCACACAGGUUCUUUAAGUCUAAGUAUCAGCAAUGGUAUCUAGCUUGAAAAAUCUGUUUGUUUUUAUUGAAUCUGCCUUCAGGAAUGGGCAGCGAGCCUGGCUCAAACAUUUGUUUUGGUCAUCCAAAAUCAGCUCCACCCGUCCUGAUAUCCAUCUCCUGUGCCCAGUCCUCCUGACCUCUUAUCCCACUCUUUACUAGAGUGGAAGAAAUCUCUUCGUUGGCUCUUCCCGUGUUGUAGCGGGUGAUUCCUCUCCUCUCAGCUGUCUCUCCAAGGCUUCUGCAGUGUCAUCAACACGCACGCAUAUAUGGUGCUAUCCCCUCCGCUCGGUUCAUUGCUUCCUCUUCUUCACCUCGAGGGUGAAACCGUAAUUUUCUGCUGCUGAAUAAUCCCACUGAUGAGAACAGUAUCUUCUCCGUGAGGCUCACAGCUUCACCUCGCUCGUACGGAGGCUUUGGUGAACACAGAUUAGCAGUCCUCAGGUGUAUUUAAAGUCAGGUGGAAUGUCGAUAGUGCCUGCCGGUGUUCACACCACAGAUGGUUUGGAUUCCAGCAUCCAGCGGAGUUUAGUUAAGGCCUCCUUGUGCUGCUGCUCAAAUGAGGUAUUCCAGGAAUGGGCCCUGUCGCAGAGCUCCCAGCUAUGCAUUAUUAAAAGGUCUCCUUAAAGAGCUGAGUGGAAAGUCCCAUGACUCAGAUCCAUAGAUUGAUGCUGGGUUUGCGCCUUAGUGGUGCUUCCGAGCCACGAGUUAGUGGACAGUCACAGAGGAGAGUCGACGCAGUGUACAGGAAAGAGGAAUGAGGCGAUGUCUGCUGGCGUUUGGCGUAUUUCUUGACUACUGUUAUAUUUGCUAAUAUGCAUUUAUCUGUUAAAUCACGCAUGAGUAUACUUUCAUAACUCAGCCAACUGCACUGUCGGGUGUUUAUAACACGUGGGCAGAGAAAAUUAGCUAAGGAAGGGAUGUGACAAUAUAGAGGGUUGGCUAGCGGCUAGCUUUGUGACAAAUCCCGAAGAUUUACUAGCGAAGUUACUUCUUAAUUUUGUUGUAGCUAAAGUGAAAGCUAACAAGCAAGCUAACAACCAAACUUGAUCUAGCUCUCUCACCAAAAAACCCCAGUUUGUAAAUUUAUUUGCUUUAUCGGAGCUUCCAAGCCACAAGUUUGUGGAUGGUCACUGUUGAUAUACUCAAAGGAGAGUCACCGCAGUGUACAAGAAAGAGGAAUAUAGCAAUGGCUGCUGGCAUUUGGCGUGUUUCUUGAGGACUAUUAUAUUAGCUAUUAUGCAUUUAUCCGUUAAAUUACGCAUGAAUAUACUUUCAUAACUCAGCCAACUGCACUGUCUGGUAUUUUAGACAUGAGGGUAGAGAAAAUUAGCUAAGGAAGCAAUAUGACAAGACGGAAGCUAGCUGCUAGCUUUGCGCCAAAUCCCGUAGAAUUACCAGCGAAGUUACUUCUUAAUUUUGGCGUAGCUAAAGUAAAAGCUAACAAGCAAGCUAACAACCAAACAUGGGUCAAAUCUCUCAUCAAAAAACCCAAUUUGUAAAUGUAUUCCUGCGAAUUAAACUCCAGCUGACUGCUACUCCUCCUACUGCCAGUACAAGAGUCGCCUUUUUGACAGUCUUCUUGAAAAACAGGGAAAUCUUUCUCUGCACCUUUUGUCAUUUUUAGCAGGUCCUACUAUUUAGUUUGUGCUGAAGUACAGGGGCGUGUCGAGACUUUUAAACUGGGGCGCUUUUAUAUGUACAGGUGGUCAUUACUAUUAAUUAUUUAUUAUUAGAUUACUUAAUUAAUCACUAAGAUAAUCAAUUGAAAACUCAAUUGCUUGGGUAAUAAACUGCUGCAGCCCUAGUUAUGGUGUCGGAUGACAAGAAAACGAGGACUCUUUCCUCCUGGCUGAGUGGUUCGGCACUCAAUUUCUGAGGAAAUAAUAAGGACUUAGUUUCCAACAACCAUCAUGAGCUGAUAGAAGACGCCAGGAGGAGCAGAUUGACGGCAAAGAUACACAAAAUAGAGAACCACUUAUUGCCAAGACUCCUUUAAACCUUCUAACAUCUAGAAAACAGAAAUAUUUAGAUAUUUCAAGUGCCCAGAUUUUAGAUUCAAACACUCCCUUGCUCACUCUUCUUCUUGAGGAAGUGACGGUGGCCAAAAAUGUGUUUGUUAGAAGUUUGUGACACUGUAGAAACAAAACAAUGGAAGAUGGCGGCCUCCUAUGUUGGAAAACCACUUCUUAAAGUCUUGUUCAAGCUAAAUAUUCUAAAUUAUUUCCAUAUUCGAACAUACUCAUGAGUAAUAUAUUCUAUUUUCGCCAAGCUAAAAACUACGUACUGCACCUUUAAGUCAGGCUUACACAGUCAGACCUUAAAAUAAACCCAAACGCGACAACAGCGGGUCAUUACAGUAAGAAUAAAUGCUCAUCCACAGGCCUGGUAAUAACACCGUUGGUAUGAUGCAGAAAUGCAGGAUGUUCUGAAUUAUACAUUGUGCGUUUGUUGGAACUGUUCGCUGUAAUUGCCCGGCAACACAAUAGUGGGUUGGCACACGUCCCCCCCGACUGUCAGAGUUACAUUGCGCCCCCUGUCCCCUUGGAUCCCCAGCGGCUGCAAACACACAUAAAAAAAACACUGCAAGGACACACACUCUCUUAGACGGGGUCGUGGUGUUCAUUAAGGAGCUCGGGCUCUGCCACUUGCCUCGCCGUUGCUCACUCUUCCGCACAGCUGAGCGGCCGGGAGGUCUGAAGUUUCCAGCUCUCCUGCUGGGGGGGAGAGAUAAUGUGUUAAAGUGCAAACCUCUUCUACCUCCUACAACUUUCCAUGAGUAUUUACUAUUUCUGAUAACAGCUGCGCAACCUCGAGUAUACGAGAGAGCAGCGGGUGAUAACAUGCGAGGCUAUUAUUGCUGUUAAUGGUCUGUUUAUUCAAUGGCUUUUGAAGAUAAAAGGAUGUACUUUAUUAGAGAUACUCAUUCACUGCUGCAGUUGAAACCAUUAGCCGGGGAAGUUGUUGCAGUGGAGAGAGUAUUUUCCUGAUUUUCUCAGCAGCUUGAAGGUUGGCAGGCAGUAAAAAACCCGCAGUAAAACCUCUCACCCGGCUCCAAAAUAAGCUGCAAACUCACAGAAGGAUUUGGCUUCGAUGUCGGUGCUGUAGUACCGGAGUAGUGGCAUUAAUGCUCUUUUUUUACACCUAACUAGGAGUAAAACUUGUGAAGUAGCAGUUUCAGUUUGAGGAGUAAAAAUAGUGCAGAACAAAGAAGAGAAUUGGUGGGGAAUUGUCAAGCUUUAAGGGUUCGUUUUUAUCCAAAACGCAUGUAGUUGGAGAGUCGAGAGGAAAAUGUACGUCGGAGUUUAACCAGGAGGAGACCAGGGUUCAAAAAGUUGGUAAGAGGGUCGAUUGGUAAAAGAGGAUACUCAACGUCCCUUAAAGACUUUCCAGGUCAGAUUUGAGGCCAAUAAUCAGUAGCCUGGCUGGGCCAUCCAGUCGCGUGAAUCACUUGCCGUUCCUUCCCACAACAGUCUGGACUUCGGCCAAUUGGGAUCAGAAAAUAACCGGGCCAAUCAGUGACUGUGUUUCCACUGUUCCCGAGACAACAGGGAAAGGCAGCCCCUGAUUGGUCCAUGUGUAGAUGGAGACGUCUAACACAUGCUGCGGGACUUUUCAAAGCGCCGUUCAUUCAGAACGCCGUUAAUUCUGCAGUUGACUUUGCAAAGUCGGCAGAAAUCGUUUAUAUCGUCAAUGAAAACACAAUUUUCAUUUAAAACUUUUUGUUGUUAGUCAUUUGAUUGUAUCAAUAAAUUGUAUUGUUUUGUAAAGAAAAGAACAGUAAUUGUGUAUUGGCUAUCUGCUGAUCUGCUCUCAUAUGAUCGGUAUCGGCCAACGACGAACUGAUAUCGGUCGACCACGAAAUUUAUACGAAUCUGGGAUCAGAAGUAACUAUCCAUCUGUCACUUUAUGAGCUGAAUUUACAAUAUAGAAUUGACAAUACAGAUGAACAUAUCGUCAUAACUUUUGCGUUACUUAUCCUCGAGAUGUCGAUCUUAAGGUGUGCCAAAAACUGCGGGUCUUCGUCAAACGGCAUGGUCAGCACGGCGCGGAGAAGUUCGACUUUGACACGAUGUCCCGCAAUAAGAUUUCAAACUGUUCUAGCUCAGCUUGACGAAAACACAUCCGCACAAAACAUACAGCACCACCUACUGGCAACAGGAAGUUACUGCUUUUACAUGCUAUGACAAUGCCGACAAUGCCAUCAGACAGGAAGUACCUUAUUUUUCGCACUUUAAUGUGCACUUAAAAUCCUUACGGCUUGUCGGAGCACUGCAGCUACCAUAGCCUUGUAGAGUUAUUGACUGUUUUGUUUGGCUUAAUGCGCUUUUUAAUCCGAUGCGCCUUAUGCAUGAAAAUAGAUGCGUUCAUUGAUGGUGCGCCUUAUUGUGUGAAAAAUACGGUGGUUUUUUUUGAGUCACCAAAUAUGGUAAGCAGGAGCCCAGGUGAACCAUGACAUAUUUCAUACAGGUAAAGUUGCUGGGCGUGGCUUAAAUAGUGCAGUUAGCCACGCCCACAAGGACAUUUCACCUAGAAAAAUAGCCUUCGCUGGGCGUACGCACUUUUGUUUGACCUACUACACCAGACCUGAACAUGUGCAGAGGUGGGAGUGCCUGUUCAGUGCCGCUCUCAGCUUUGAUUGAAUUGGAAGUGACAUUAAAAAAAAAUCACCCAGACCUGCUGAAGUCUGUGGGGCCUUUGUUGUAGGAUCACAAGACGUGUGUUUAUCCAGAGCCACAAUGCUUACCUCUCCUGGCAGUGUGGAAUCAAAAGACUCCCAUCUGGCAGUCCACACACUCACACACACACACACACACACACAAGUCUCCCAUCCCGGACAAUGUUGCUGACAUAUGCUUUGCUCUCAUUGGAAGUGUUAUAAACAAGGACACCGAGGCAUCCAGUUACAUAAAAGGUCAUGACUUGAGGAGCUCAUAAAUCAUGCUGACAACAGGUACGCUAUCACGCACAAACAUACUCACUCUGAAUGAUGUCAUGACGAAGCGAUUUGCGCCCGGUCUCAUUUUUUAAACCCGCUGGAAAUGAUAAAGUUUCACAUUAAUCUUCUAUCUCGGGUUGUUUACAUUUCGCACGUCUAACCUUGCUUGCAAACGGCACAGUCACACUUUUAAGAUUAGGAAAUGCAGACGUGCAAAGAUACAGAUUUGCACCGAACACAAAAACCGUUUACACUCAGAUGUAAACGAGUCAACACCGCGUCUCUGCCUCUGUACGUAUGUGAUGCAAAUAAGUGGAUGUAUUUGUAAUCCUCUAAAGCUCAGGUUACUCAUUGUAUCCCUCAUGUUAUAACAAAAGCUUAUAGUGCACUUCCCACAGAUUGACCUCGACGCUGCUCCUGUGUUUAGGGAUUACUGACAAUGAUUAAUUAGCAUUUAUUCAACCUUGUAAAAGUCGGUUUAAAGAAGCUGUUAAAGUUUGUUUUGGCAAAUUUAAACAUCUCUCCUUGAAAUUAAUUUAAAAUGCAUGUUUUUAAGGGUGAUUCAUUUUUAUUCAUCUUACUAAUUUACCUUAAGUUAAAAUAAAUGUUCCUGUUGCUCGUCAGAAAAACUGAUGGUGAGUAAUCAAGAGUGGGAGACAGUGGCAGAAACCUUUUAGUGCAGAAUUAUAAUGUUCUAUCUGCAUUACAUGAGCAGUAAGUCAUUUUUUUAACGCAGCAGCACUUAGUGAAACCCAUUUUAAAAAUUGUAACCAUUAGACCAAUGACAGUACACCUGUUUUUAACGCUAUUAUUUUGCUCACGGCUACAAACUAUUUUUUCACCAUUGUUUAAAGCUCCUGUGAGGAGUUUUACGAUGUUUAUGAAACUGACUUGAAUUCAUACAGAUGCAUUUUUCUAAUAUGCAAAAGCAAACGAGGCCAUUGGCGAUAACAUUGACCUUUUUUAAAAGUAGUUUUUACUAGAGAAACUAGCGCUAAGUGAACUAGCGCAAGUUACUUAUCAAAAUUACUACUUAAGCAUGUUGAGGACAAGAUAAUCAGAGUGCGCCAAAUUGGCAGGAGCUUCAAACGGGAAGUUACGCUAACAUUACAGCUCUGUGAUGUUAGCAUUAACAUCGUAAAUAAGGAGAAACAGCUAAUUGGUGUAAAGAUGGAAGUAAGGCGCUAGUGGGUGGAUUAAAUUAAGCUGCGCUAGUUGUUUUUUUGCUGUUUCCAUUACUGAUGCUGAGGUUAGCUAGCUGUCUUCGAAAUGGAUUAUCAAAAUUACUACUUAAGCAUGUUGAGGUCUUGAAAAUCAAAGUGCGCCAAAUUGACAGGAGCCUUAAAUGGGAAGAUACGCGAACAUUACAGCUCUGUGAUGUUAGCAUUAACAUCGUAAGUGAAGACAAACAGCUAAUUGGUGUUAAGUUGGCAGUAAUGUGCUAGUAGGUGGAUUGAAUUAAGCCGCGCUUGUGGUUUUUUGCUGCUUCUAUUACUGAUGCUAAUUAGCUAGCUGUCUUCAAACUGUAGCUUUUUUAGCUAAUACAUUAACGAAUUUAAGUCAUUGAUAUUACUCGCUAUGAUCAUUAACAAACCAAAAAAAAUGCUAGCAAGAGCUUGAGUGCUAGCUUAAUGGCUGUAGUUCGCGAAAUGGAUUAGGCUAGCUACAAAAAAACAAAAUUUUAAUGUCUCAAAGUUGGGAUGUCAACAUUGUCAAGUUCCAAUAUUGGUGUAUUUGGUAUCACUUAAAAAUUCAAUAUUGUGCAAACUAACACGAUAGGAUUGUUUACACUCACCUUAGUUUGUAUUAGCUCAUUUUAGCUCGUAGAACUUUACUUUUUAUAACUAUUUGAUCUUUAAUUUGGAAAGAUUAUUACUUAACUUUUUGCGAUUUUAAGAGAGUGACAGGGCACCACACUUUUCCCAAUUUUCCCAAUCAUGCUUUCCUUGUUGACGCUACUCAGUAAUUUUAUAUUGUCAUAAUCUGGCAGCAGCUGAAAAACUCCAAAUCCAGUUAUUAGAAGCCGAUGAUAAACCAUGAAUAGUUUUCCCUCCUAGUGUAGGUGGGACUUAUUCGAGACCUGUGUGUCUCCACACUGGUGGUUUCCAGAUCUGCAGUUGUGCAGGGUGACAUGGUAUUUUCUUCCCACCUCCAGCUAAACUGGAUUAGGCGGCUGCUCUGCUCAUUAAUCUGUAAUCGCUUUAACGAAGGGUCAAUUAUAAUUCAUGUGUGCACUUACGCUGGGUGUGUUAAGACAAAAAUAGGAUUCCUGCUUUGUGCCGCCUGUGUUUGGAUUUAACCAUAAAAUUCUCCUUCCUAAACAUUUUACACAUGCAGAAGAGUCGCCACUUUUUUCCACUUUCUUUCUCUCCCUUGUAUGUUCCCACUGUCACACAUACUGCAGCUCACAUGCUCUCUCUUGAGGCCAGAUAAAAAAAAAUCUUGUGCUGUGGAAAUCACGGCACAAACCAGCGAAAAAACACGAUGAGCCGACUUGACAGCAACCUCAGCUUUUGCUCAGGGUGAUCUUAUUUUUUUUUAAAGCCAAGAGUUGUCGUUAUGUUUUUUUUUUAUCGUAAACAUUCGUUAAAGGAUACGACAGAGUGGCUACAUGUGUGUUUAAGGGUGGGUGUAUGUGUGUGUGUGUGUAUCAAGGUUGCCCUCCUUGGGAAGUAAGAGGCCUCCGAGUGUCCUUGCCUGUGGCUGUGGGAAGUAGAGCAAAACGGAGAGUGGAAGGGAGGGAAGGGGUGAUGGAAAGCGUGCAGAAAAAAGAGCAAUAGGUCACAUCUCUUUUUUUUUUUUCAGAGUGAAGGACACCUCUGCUUUUUUUAAAUUAAUGUGUGACUGUGGAGUAAGAAACAUUCAUAACAACUUGUUGCAUUGUUAUAAGCAGUGAAGUACGAUUUAUAAAGCAAAACUAACAAAAGCACAUUUGAACUCGAAGUUUGAAGUUGAAGCUUGUCUCAAAGUUUCAAAACGUCACAAGUUUCUUUGAUUAAAGGGAUAUUCCGGCGUAAAAUUGAUUAAGUGUCAAACACAGCGUAGUACAUAGUACUAGCCACCAAACAUUUUUUAAAACUUUGCCUGAAGAGACUAAACACAACUCACCUACUCUCUUCCAGCAGCCGCUUGUUUGUAGAGAGACCUCGUGCAAGUCCAUUACGGACUACAGCGGGGUUUCGCAGCUCAAGGAAGAACAUUUAUGAUCAUUUCUAUAUCAUUUCUUUGAAGUAAUAAUCAUCAUGUUAAUCAUUUUGCAGACGCGGUAGUUCUUCUGCCUUAGUGUCUCGGUCUGAUUGGAUUUCCAUGUAGAAAUGAUCAUGAAUGUUCUUCCUUGAGCUGUGACACCCCGCUGUAGUUGAUGGACUCGCCCAUAGGUCUCCAGACAAACAAGCGGCUGCUGGAAGAGAGUAGGUGAGUUGUGUUAAGUCUCUUUGCUAAAGAAACAAGACAAAGUUAAAAGGAUGUUUGGUGGCUAGUACUAUAAUUCUGUGUAUUGCUAGCGUGCGGUCGUUACUAAUGUUGGUAUAACUAGAGAAGCAAGCAGUCGGCAUCAUUCAUCUCUCGAGGGGGUGUCUAACUCGGUGUUAAGGCGUGUUUGACCCUAAAUUAAUUUUACACCAGAAUAUCCCUUUAAUUAUGAUCCAGGAUCAUUUUGACUCAUGAGAGCAGCCUCUUACAGUGUUAAAACCAUCUUGUGAGUGACAAACCAAGCAGAAAAAUAACAAAAAUAUCUGCAUACAAAUAAAAAAAUCUUUUCGUUAUAACUUGUGGUCCCAAGAUAGAUCCCUGUGGUACACCAGGGCUUGAUCUCGGGACCACUCUUCAUCAACUAAACAUUUAAAAACUAAAAUAAUUGUUGUAAAGCGUUUUUGUUCUCAUACACUUUACUUAAAACCAUAAAAUACUGCUAAUAAAAACAGUUAAAUAUGUUAUAGGAUUGUGUAUUUUAGUGCCCACCCUGGGUAUCGUCUAUUUGUGGGAAAAACUGGCACUCCUAGAGGUCAAACUUCAUAUGCUUCAGAAAAGGUUAAACAGUGUGUUUCCAAGUGGCAAAAAGAGUGUUAAUGUGUUUGCGUUUGCACCAGCACACACUAACUUCCUCUUCAUUGCGUGAACAUUUCCUCAGGCUGUGUACCAAUCCAGUGACAAGCUGAGGCAAAGCCAAGUUGAAAGGUACAAAAAGGAAAAGAAAAAAGCUGCAGAAAAGGAUAUCAAUACCGACACAUCGAUGAGUCUGCUGGCUGAAACAAAUUCAUUUAACUGUCAUCGAUUUUUUUUUUUUUGGUCGUUAAAAUGAAUCAUUAAGCAGGUCAGCUUUUAAAACAAAGAAAUAAACCCAGAGCGCCGGCGGGCUUGAAUGCGCUUUUUAAAAACACUGCAUAAACUAGUAAAAGUGUCCUUGCACUGUUGUCACUUUAAGCGCCUUUUCCUCAGAUUUGUGUUAAAUUUGCAUGUCGCACUCUAAGCAGUGUCACCUUAACUGUGCUCUGUCUUUGCAAGCCGAGUGUGUAGCUGUGUUCAAAGUGUGCACUUCUGUGUGUUCUGCUGUUGUUUAGCCGCUUCUUGCAACACCUUACUUUUGCACUAAAUGCUACGUGUGUUUCUUUGUUUGUUCACGUUGAUUGCAGCCUUUAAGAGUCCUCUUCUCUGCAUUCUUGAAUCUGCUCUGCUCUCACCUGCUCAUUUCAGCAAAACAGUGGUUGAGUGUUUGUGUUCAGCUGUGUGCAGUGUUUUCAAACUGAAGGCUGCCUUUAGCCACGUCAUUUUCAUUUUAUAUUUCGCAGCACUCCAUAAAUGUCCCGGCUAACCUUGGACUUGGUCGUUCUAGUGUAUGUAAGUGCGUUUUUCCUGCAGUUGUACCUCGCAAUAUCACUUCAUGCUCCACAGAGUGCAAGUCGUCUUACCUAACCCACUGAUUUACAUCAAAGAAGGUGUGUGUGUGUGUGUAUACUAUAUGUACGUGCCCUGGCAGGGUGCUCUAGCUGUAGGCAAAGUGUCAGCUCAUGGCAGCAGGGUGACUUUCGCUCACCAGAAGCAGAGUAGAGAUUAGUGGAGGAAGGAAGAAGCAAGAUAGGAGCAAGAGAUCUAGUUUCCUCAAAAAUUCUUCUAUAACAGAGAAAUGAGGAAGUGUAGGUUGAUGCUAGACUGGUUCCAGACGUCUGAGCUCCUGUCACUGAGAUUUUGUCUGGAAUUCCAAAAAGGUGUUGAGUUGCUCAUGAAUGUUUGACAUGUUUUAGGGAAGAUUUUUUUGGCCUUUUAUGCCAGUAAGACCAGGAAAGACAAUAUUGAAUGCUGUUGCUGUUUUUUAAGUGCAAUUUUUCCAUACAUCAUGUUUUCUUCAUCUACGAAAAUUUUAUUAAAACAACAUUAAAUGUCCCAGAAUUUCCCAGCAUCCAUUGUUGUGAAAUCCAAAACAUUUUUUUUUUCAAGCCCAAAAAUAAGACAUACCUAGUUACAAAAAAGCAGCCAAUCUUCUCAAUGCACAACUGAUAUAAAUAAGGGCCUGUGUACGUGAACUUUGUUACUGCAGGGUUAUGAAUAACUAAAAUUUAUAAGGGCCUGUGUCCAUUUGUGUUGUCACUGUAAAAGUGAGAAUAAGUCAAAUUUAAAAGGGCCUGUGUACAUUCACUUUCUUGCUGCAAAGUUCUGAAUAACCAGAACUGAUAAGGGCCUGUGUCUAUUCGCUUCAUUAUUACAAAGUUACAAAUAACUAAUAUUUGAUAAGGGCCUGUGUCCAUUUGUGUUGUCAUUGUAAAAGUAAGAAUAAGUAAAACUUAAAAGGGCCUGUGUACAUUCACUUUUUUGCUGCAAAGUUCUGAAUAACCAAAAUGAGUAAGGGCCUGUGUCCAUUCGCUUCAUUAUUACAAAGUUAGGGCCUGUGUCCAUUCACCUCUCUACUUUCAGGCUAUAAAUAAUCAGAACUAAUAGGGGCCUGUGUCCAUAUACUUUCUUGCUGCAAAAUUCUGAAUAAUCAGAACUGAUAAGGGCCUGUGUCCAUUAGCUUCAUUAUUACAAUGUUAGGGCCUGUGUCCAUUUACUCUGUCAUUGUAAAAGUACGAUAUUAACUAAAAUUGGACACAGGCCCACAUCCAUUUACUUUCCUACUUCCAGGUUAUAAAUAAUCAGAAUUGAUAAGGGCCUGUGUCCAUUGUACAACUUAAAAUCAUUUAUGGAAAUUUUGUUGCAGCAUUAGGAGUAGCUCUACACCUGGAAAUCAAACCUUGAAAAUGGGUCUAGCCCUAUUAAAUCCUUUAGUAUUAUUGCUGACAAAGCUGAUUUAAAGGACCUGGCCCCUUUUAGUUUCUAAUUAGUUAAUGAUGGAAAACAAACGGUGACUAGCAAGUUAGAUUUUUUCCAACUGAGAGCUCUGUGAGGGCAGCAGCAGAAAAUAGCUAAUAGCAAGGGUGUCUUUUUGUCUAGGAUGCUAAGCACUGAAAAUGCUAAGCUGCAGAAAAUGGACACAGGCCCUAAGACUUGAACUCUCGUCAAUCAAAUCUUCUCUUUUUUUCUGCUAACGUCAAUGUAUCGCUAAUGGCGCUGAAAAUCACAUUGAAGUAUCUCUGAGAAGGGCUUUCAGUGAUCUGUGAGGGCAGAAUCAAAGAGGAUGUCACACUGAAUAAUGGAGCGUUAACAAAAUUGUCAUUCAUCUGAAUGUCAGGCUGAGGUUAAAGUGGAGAAAAAAAACGUGUAUAUCAUGCAAGAAUCAUGAAGCAAGAUGGAUAAAGGGAGAGCAGGAGGGGUGGGUGAGGGCCAGGAGAGGAGGACUCCCUACUUGUGAGGAGUCAAGAGGGGAGGGAGUGUGAAAGCAUCGGGGGUGAGUGGAGAGCAGGAGGGGGGAAAAAAGGAUUAUACUGUGAAGGAGAGAAAAUGGGCUUGAGUGGAUGAAGGUGAGGAGCUGGGGGGAGGUGAGAGGAUGAGAUGAGGGGGGAAAUGAAAGGCAGGGUGAUUUGGUGAAUGGGGAGGUAGCAGCUGGUGCGUGAGGAGUCAGACUCUACCACUCGCUUCCUUCUUCCUCCCUAACCUCCAUUUUCCCUCCUUUUUCUGUUUUCUCCUGUUGGUAUUUUCCCAUCCUUAUCCCCCUCUCCUUAUUGGCCCUUGUACUCCCAGUGGUUCGGUCUCACUCGCCACUGUUUCUUGUUAUGCGGUGAUUAUGUUCCUCUGAGCCGGUGCAGAUGUACUUGCCGUCAAUGAUUUUGUACCAGCAUGACUGUCCUGGUGUCUGUUUCUCUAUUCUUGUCUAUUCCCAGACCUGCUGCAUCAUAUUGCAACAGACUCUCUUGUCAAAGUGGAACCGGGUUCUUGAGAAGUUAAUGUUCCUAAUACUAUAAAUACAAAUUCUAAUUCAACAUAUGAUAUGUGAAGAUUUUUGCACUGUAUCGUGGUAGGAAAAUAGAUACAAUACCACAUGAUUUGACGAAAUAAAACAAGGAGCAAUGCUGUAUGGUACUUAACAAUACAUUACAUUAAGAUGCAAAAUUAUUCAGUCCUAUACCAAACCAAACAGUACCCUGUGUAUGACACAAUGCAGUACAUUAUAUUAGGAUACAAUUCAAUAAGCUAUUGUCCAAUAUUAUUAAAGAUACAACGCAAUACAAUAUGAUACGGUAUGAUAUAAUACGAAGUGAUAGGGUAUAAUAUAAAGCGAUGUGAUGAGGUAUAAUACGUUACAAUGUGAAGAGGUAUGCUAUGAUAUAUUGUGGUUAGGUAUGAUAUAAUAUGACAUGAUGAGGUAUGCUAUGAUAAGAUGUGAUGAGGUGUGAUAUGACAUGAUAUAAUGAGGAAUGAUAUGAUACGAUUUGAUGAGGUAUGAUACAAUAUGAUGUAAUGAGUUACAUAUAAUAGGAUGUGAUGAGGUAUGAUAUAAUACAAUGUGAUGCAGUGCAAUCUGUGAUGUGAUUCUAAACAAUACAAUAGUAUAUGAUAUGAUAUGAUACAACACAGUAUGAAAUGAUAUGAUGCGAUACAUUACAACAUGAAUCAAAACAAUAUGUAACAUAACAUUAUGGUACGUUGUACAAGGUUAUGACACGGCAUUACAGGACACGUCACAUGACAAUAUAAAACAAUAAGAAAUGAUAUGAUACUAUAUACAAAUCUAUGAUGCAGUAUGAUAUAAUAUGAUACAAUAACAUACAUAGCAAUAUGAGAUAAUGUCAUACGAUACAAUAUGAUAUACUUCGAAAGGCUACAUUAUGAUACAAUAUGAUACAAUAUGAUAUGAUACAUAACAAUGAGAUGUAAUACAAUAUGAUUUGUUUCACCUGGCUUUGAUACAGUACGCCACAAUAUGAUACAAUAUGAUAUGAUACAUAACAAUAUGAUACAAAAUGAUACAAUAUAAGAUGAUUUGUUUCACCUGGGUAUGAUACAACAUGCUAUGCUACACUACUAUAUGAUACAAAAUUAAGCAAAAUGAAACUAAAGAAAUGAUUUGACACUUCACAUUUUCAUUUAAAUACUCCCUCAAUGUCAGUAUUGAGAAAUACUCUUAAAACAAUCAGCAUUUAACUAUCUGCUGUACCCUAAUGUGUCUUUAGUUCAGUGAAUACUUCUCUUUUUCCUGUUUGAAGGGAAUCUCAGGUAUCUUUCCAGAACCUCAGAAAGUCCCAGAUUUACCUGCACCUCUAAAUCACUCCUAAACUGUCCGAUUGUUCUCUCAGGAGUGUUUGGGGGAAAUCCCUCCACGAUGUGCGUUCAGUUACUUUUUUAACACAAUGAACUCGAUUGUAAAGUCCCCGCCUUCUGAAACCACAACAAAGAACUCAAGUGAAAGUUUUUCUUUCAGUUUCGAAAACAAUCAAACUUUUCAAUACGUCGAUUGAACACUUACGCGUGUUUGACUGAGCGGCUGCUUGAAGCGGAGAUUGGAUGUAGUCGGUGAACCUUGUUAUUUUCAUUUUUUAUUCAUUUCUCCAGAUGCAGAUGCAGAGUAGAGCUACAUGUAAGUGUGCAGAUGGCACCGCUAGACCCUGAGGGAACACACACACACGCACAUCCAUGCAUCCAUACUGUAUUUAGUUAGCUUCAUGACUGACUUUUGUUUACGUACCACCAAACACGUGACUCUGAUGUGCUUAUUUUUCUUUUUUUUUACACUCUUUCUUUUCCUGAGUGUCAUUUGCAUCCACUGAAUGCGGUUUCACUUUGAUUCCAGCGCUUCCCUUUUUGUCAUUUCACCCUUAAAAGCGCAGAAGUAUCCAAACUCGUCUUUUGGCUGAUGUUGUUUACAGUCCUGCUAUCUCUCUCUCAAAAUUCGGAGCUUCUCCCGGGAUUUGAUUAAUAGCUCACAUCUCACACACACACUGUGCACAUUACACUCUCAUGCCUUCCAAAAAUGAGGCAGCUGCCGCCCACGCACAAAAACGCACACUCGAUAGCUCAGUAUAACAACAUCAGAAAAUGAAGUGCCCACCCACCUACACACAGUCACUCGCUCAGAUAGCUCCCCUGCUGUGGGCAAAAAGCACACACAGAAGAGCCGUGCCAGGAUUUCAGUCUUGUCGAGGACUAGUGAGCAAUAGGUCUGCGCACACAGAAGCACAAACGCACACAUGUGUGUUAUGGCAGGAUCACUUCUGCUCAGAUUAAAGAUGAGUCACAGAGCAGGAAAACACAAACACACACACUGAUGGAUGGACUCAUAAACUGACCGUAAAAGCAUGUGUCGUCCGCCCCGCGGAGCGUAAAUAGCACAUAUUGUUCACUUCCUCACACACACAGAAAGGACAUGUAACAUAUUAUCUAUAACCUACUUAUGCUAAUGUUCACUCACCCACUCUGCGUCUCCCACACACUCACAGUGACACACACUUUUACGCUCUCGUACCCUUCCACACAUGUGCCGGCAGACUGACGUUAAUUCAUCGAUACUAACGCACGCGCACGUAGAUGUGGCGGCGUGGGAGGUCGUCAAGUCGUAAGUAGGAAUGGCACAGGCUGGAGAGUUUGUGUGUGAGUGUGUAUGAGUGUGUGUGUGUGUGGAGUCUUGGCGAUCUUGUCAGCAGAUUGUGUUGAUAUUUGGCAGCUUUGGGCAUCUUCACACAUUCAAUGUUAGAGGCGUACGAAAUGUUGAGUCCUUCAAAAUAAAGGUCACAGAACCAUCAGAGCUAACCCACUUUCUCCUGAAGUUGAAAUUUGUUGCUUUUCAAAAUUUCACGUGGAUCUACAUCUGCCAAAUCUACAUCUGCGACUCCUCCCCGGAGAUAAAUCCGACCAUUUGGGAAGCAUCUUGUCUUAUAAUUAACGCAGUGACUAAAUAAAGAUCGCUAAAAUGACAUUUGCUUCCGCUCCCUUCUGUUUGGUUUGGCCAAAAUGACUUCCUGACAAACGCUGACAUACGAGAGUCUAAAAUUAUGAUUACAAGAAGUCCUCAGCAUAUUGACUUUGCAACCGUUUUAGGCUUUAAAAAUGGCAAUAAAGACAUUGCUGAUCUUCACAUCUUAAAAAUGGUCGAUUUCUCGUUCUUGUUGUGAACAGAAAAGUUUGUCAAUCGGUAGGUUGUAUAACCCAGAAGAUACCUGAAUGUGUUGCGAUCUCCAUCUCUAAGGACCUAUAUCUGUCAUACUCGAGGACGUUAAAACAUUUCCAACCAAGUAACAAAGUUUUGCUAAACACUGGAUGCCCCACAGUGGUGCAGUAAACACACAUCAAAGAUCUAAACCCAGAAGAUAUGCCCACAGUGUUUUGAAAAAGAAACAACAACAAACCAACAACAAACCUCUUCAGUUAAAACUGCAGUUCCUCAAGUGUCCACUUGGGGCUUGCUCCAAAUGAAGAGGAGACCCUAUUGGAGCCCAUUUAUAAAUCCCAUAAUUAAACAUUAUAGUACAGCAGGGGUACAAAUUCUGUUUUGGUCACUUCUUUUUUCUUAAUUUGUGAAAAAAAAACUGCAAAUAUAUUAUUUAGAUAACAUGAAUUUUGAUGAUAUUAAAGCUAAGAGUUUUGCAUGAUGACAUUAUCUUGUCAUGAUUAUCUUCUUUCUUAAGAUAGUUUCCAACAUGGCGACCUAGGGCUGGGCAAGAAACCAAUACCCAAACCGAAAAUUUACGAUACCGAAAUUUACAACUAAACCCAACCUUAUUUUGCCCGUAUAGGUAAAUUCAGUGUCAAAAAUAAAUAAAUCAAAGUUUGUUUUGGAUGUGUGUAGGUAGGCUAUGGUCUCAUAUCCCUUUAUGACGCUGUUCUAUGUCAGAGACGUGACUCCACCCCAUCCAGUCUGUAACAAAGAGGGAAAGACAGGUGAGGAGAUGGAGGACGGUUCAAAAGUUGUAGCGGCUGAAGUAGACGAAGUUAAUGUCCAUUUAUCGUUAUCAAGGUAGACUGCUCAAUAUAUUGUCAAAUUGAUUUGAGGCCGUAUCGCCCAGCCCUAUGGCGACUUCAUGUUUUGGCCUUCAAAGUAUCUCUACAAUAUCAAAUGGAGAUAACACUUAUAAAUGAUAACAAUAAUAAUAAUAUUUACGACCGUUUCUCCAGAAAUCUCUCAGUCAGCAUCAUGAAAAAAAAACUUUUUAUCUUUGCCACAGGAAAGACAAUUGCUGUGUUAUUCAGCUUUGGUAAAUGGGAUAUAAAUAUAAUUUCCACAGUGUGGGUAAUCUUAAUUUCAUGGACAGACUGUUUCCUUAUGACUCACAUAUAAAAAUGUAUUAAAAGAUAGCCGGCGACAGAAGCCGUUUGGCAGAGGAACCAGACGAGCGCCAUAAAAAGAGGAUAGAUGUGAAGGAGAAAGACUGAACACACAGAGGGCAGACUGGACCGGAAUAACACAAAAUCAAUCCAAAUCCUUUGUUGGAGGAAGAUGGAGGUCGAGUAGAAGAAGUGGGGAGGAAAGAUUUUAACAAACAAGACCUAGCGUACGAGCAAGAUAUGCAGGGGCUGGUGCUAUAGGAUGAGGCAGACGCAGAUUGAUGGAUCGCCGGAGGAGAAAUGGAGGCGAAGGGAAUGGGCAGGAGAUGAGAGGCAGAUGCCGAGAAAGAGGGUUCUGCUUUAUGUUGGCGGAUGGCGGUGGACAGCUUGUGUAGCUGGGAGAGAUAAGAAACUGGGGGGGAAAUGAGGAGUAAUGUGACAAAAAAGCCUGCAGACACAAAAUCUGGGCCUGGAAGAGGUCCUAAUGUGUUGUGUCAGUGUGACGGUGGGACUGUUGUGAAGCCUGUGAUACAGAUAAUCACUCGAUCAAUCGGUUUGUAUUAAAAUGACACCGAUUGAAAGUUAUCAGACUCAACAGUUUUCUCCUUCACUCUUUGGAAAAGUGGCGAGGAUAUUUUGUCCAAGAGCUGGUUUUGUGGACAAAGUUGUCACUCUGGUGCUGCGUUCCAGUUACCUUAGAAGUUAGAUGUCAGAGCUGGGAAUGACGUCACACCUGAGUUAACGGCGUUCCAGUAAGCAAGUCAAAAAACCAAGAUGGACGCCUUUGUUAUUAGCUGUUGUUAGCCGUUGUUAGCUGUUGUUAGCCGCUAUCAGCUGUUGUUUGUUGUAAGCUGUUGUUAGCCGUUAUCAGCUGUUGUUUGUUGUUAGCUGUUGUUAGCUGUUGCCAGCUGUUGUUAGCCAUUGUCAGGUGUUGUUAGUUGUUGUUAGCCGUUAUCAGCUGUUGUUAGCUGUUGUUAGCUGUUGUUAGCCAUUGUUAGGUGUUGUUAGUUGUUCGCUGUUGUCAGCCGUUGUCAGCUGUUGCUAGCAGUUGUUAGCUGAUGUGAGUUGUUGUUAGUUGUUGUUAGCUUUUGUCAGCUAUUGUCAGCGGUUGUUAGCCGUUAUCAGCUGUUGUUUGUUGUUAGCUGUUGUUGGUUGUUGUUAGCUGUUGUUAGCUUUUGUUGGCCGUUAUCAGCUGUUGUUAGCUUUUGUUAGCCGUUAUCAGCUGUUGUUAGCUGUUGUUAGCUGUUGUUAGCUGUUGUUAGCCAUUGUCAGGUGUUGUUAGUUGUUCGCUGUUGUCAGCCGUUGUCAGCUGUUGCUAGCAGUUGUUAGCUGAUGUGAGUUGUUGUUAGUUGUUGUUAGCUGUUGUUAGCCAUUGUCAGCUGUUGUUAGUAGUUGCUAGCUGUUGUUAGCUGUUGUUAGCUGUUGUUAGCUGUUGUCAGCUGUUGUUAGUAGUUGCUAGCUAUUGUUUGUUGUUGUUGUUAGCUGUUGUUAGCUGUUGUUAGCCAUUGUCAGUUGUUGUCAGCUGUUUGCUGUUGUCAGCUGUUGUUAACAGUUGCUAGCUGUUGUUAGCUAUUGUCAGCUAUGGUUAGCUAUGGUUAGCUUUUGUCAGCUAUUGUUAGCUGUUGUUAGCCAUUGUCAGACGUUAGCGGUUGUCACCGGUUGUUAACUGUUGUUCAGCAGUUUUCAGCUGGGAUCUGAGUGGGCGGGGCUGCUUUGGUAAGAAGAUGCUGAUUGGCUGCCUCGAUUUUGCAGACAGAUGCAGAGGCGGAAAAACACCAGAUCAAACAUAGUGAGUGCUCCAGGUUUUGGACUUUAGAAAAGACUCUUAAGUGCAUUCUGAUAUGUUUUACAUCAUAGGGGGUCUUUAGGUUGAAACUUUGGCCUGAAUUGAACACACAGGUGGACAGCUAUCUGCCUCGAACUCACAGGAUCCUGUCACAGAGGACGAACAGACACCAGCUGGAUUGUACGUCUGCUUCAUUUCAUGUCUAAUCUACCAUAACAGAAUAUUCUGCCGCGAACCAAACGUCUGUUUUUAUCAUCCAGCGGGCGCAUUUCUACUAAUGUCUCAUUUAAUUAUAGCCCCUAACUUACUAAGCACUUCUCCUAGAUUGCCACCAAAGCCCCGGUGUACCCAAAAACCAGAACAACAAAAGCAGAUGGAGAGAUUAAGAAAAGACUGGAGGCGAGGCCAUUAGCUGAUGAAAGCUAGUUUAAUGAUACAUCUCUUCACCUUGGACGUGAAGGUGAGUUUUGGAUCUAUUCUGGUCCUGUCUGAUUUGAUGCGCGGUGCAGAUGUGAGAUGAAAGAUCAGAGGAGGUAAAAGGCGCGUUUUCAGAAAAAACAAGUUUAUUUUAAGCAGGAGAUAAAUCUGUUUCUAUCUUUGCUUUGUCUUAUUCUUCUCGAAUCCUGACGAGAGAAAAAAACAAAAAGCAAAACAAGACCCGACAGACUGAGCUUUUGUUCUUGUUCACAUGGGAAUAAAAGAGCGUCAGACUGAAUGAAUCAGCAAUGCACACAAAAAAAAAAUCAACAUAUUUCUGUAUUUAAGGAGCUAAAAAUACUUCGCUGCCCUUUUUGGGUUCUCUUGCACUCUUACAUAACAUUAUAGACGGCGAUAUUAUACAUCCUAAAUCCCCAAAGUAAUGAGGUCUGUGGACAGGGAGCACCAGUGAAAGACAUUAAUGCCUGUAAAUGAGCAUUUAACCCUGAGUUUGAGCUCUGUAUCCUCCACAAUCUCUGAUAUAAUCCGGAUGAUUUAACCCUCACUGCAAAGAGAGGUUAAAGUCAGAAUAUGAGGCUGAAACUGAUAUGAAAUCUAUGAAAUUUUGAUGAUUUUUUCACUAGUUUUUGUUGGAUAUUAUGGACAGAAGGGAGAGAUUCAAAUAGGAUGCUGUGGAUUGUGACCUAAAAAACUCCCUUCUGGAAAUACGUUAAAAUUAGUUUGAUUUUUACGACACCAUCUCGUUGCAAAAGAGUUGGAACAAAACACUUUUCGAAACAGUUAGAAAAUGUUUUCUGGGUGUUUAUUUAACAUUUCACAACUAAGUGGGUUAGUGUGCAACAGGUUAGUAACAUGACAGCGUCUAAAAAGAGCGCUCCAGAGAGUCUCUUGGAAGAGGUUCACCACUCUGAGAGACUGCCAAAGCAAAUAAUCAGAGCAGCAGUGAGGCAAUUUUGGUUUGUGUUGAUUUUGUUUUGUGGAUGUGAAGCUUGUGAUGAAUUAUAACGCUGUCUGUGCGAGUUUGUGACAGAAGAUGAUUAAAAAAGGGUUAAUGUCAAUCAUCUGGUCCUGUUAUUCUUGUUGCUGAUGGUUUGUUUGAUUUUGAAUCAUCUUUAUCAGUUCCAGUCUGUUUCUCCAUCAGAUUAAAACUCCCUACAACACCUUUUAAACAGUUUUGAAAUAUUGUCCCUCAGUGUAGACUUUGUAAAGAACUUCAACAUGAUAUCUUUAAAAAGAACAGAUGUGGCUUUGUAGUGUAAGUCACCGCAUGGGCUCAAAAUCAUUGUCAGUGUGAAGGAUGUUUCUUUCACUCUGGUUACUCCUUGAGCAGUGUUGCCAACCUAGCGCCUUUUUGAUAGAUUUAAUAAAAAAAUUAUUUUCAAAGAAGUGCCUAGCAACAAAUCUUGCAACUUUUAAGGCCCCUCUAGCAACUUUUUUCUCACUCUGGUCACUCCUUGAACAGUGUUGCCAACCUAGCGACUUUGUUGCUAGAUUUAGCUACUUUUCAGACCCCCCCAGUGACUUAUUUUCAAAAAAGCAUCUCGCAACAAAUCUAGCCAAUUUUCAGAACCCCCUAGCGACUUUUUUUUAAAGUGCCUAGAAGCAAAUCUAGCGACCCCCCUAGACCCCCUAGCGACUUAUUUUAAAAAAGCAUCUAACAACUUAUCUAGCUACUUUUAAGACCCCCUUGCUACUUACAUUCCAAAAAAGGACCUAGCGACAAAUCAAAAUUUUUUUAGGCCCCCACGACUUAUUCUUCAAAAAAGGCGCCUAGCGACAAAUUUAGCGACUUCUCAGAUCCCCCUAGUGACUUUUUUCAAAACAUUCCUGGCAACAAAUCUAGCGACUUUUCAGACCCCCCUAGCGACUGUUUUUCAAAAAAGCACUGAGCGACUAACGCUGUGCGACAGGCCCCCCCUAGGUCCCGAUUUUAUUUAAAAAAUAGCGCCUAGCGACAAAUCUGGCGACUUUUUCUUGGUUUAGAGACUCUAACAUGAACGCAGGUAUUGAUGUUACUCUUCUUAACAGGUAGCCGGUGCUCCCCCUCCUCCCAGGGGUGGGGGGGGUCGUCGUCAUUGCUGAGUUUGAUGGAGAAAUUAUACAAAUUAGGUGACGACGUCAUCUAGCAUCUCCUAGCGACUUUCCUUACUGAGGAGUCGGCAACACUAGCUACGUUUACAUGGAGCCAAAUAUUCCGAAUAGAAUCGGAACAGAAGCCCAAUCGGAAUGAAAAUGCUCCAUAUAAACACCUCAUUCGGAAUAAACAGGCCCAUUCCGAAUGGAAUUUCAUUCCGAUUCACAGGGGUAGAAUAUUCCUUUUCCCAUUCCGAUUAAAAGCAAAAUCCUGUCAUGUAAACGGUGAAUCGGAAAGUUGUCAGGCUGGGUUCUGUCUGCGCAUGCUCUGUCCUGAUGUAAACAAGCAGUGACGUAUGACUCACAUGGUGGGACAUCAUGUGACAACAUCACGUGACAACAUCACGUGAUGUUUGAAGGUAUCACAUGUCUGUAAAUAGCUGUUCCGAUUGAAUGCCGUGGCACAUGUAAACACCAGAUCAGAAUAGAUCGCUUCCAUGUAAACAGUUCGCCUGGGAGCUUCAAUCGGAAUGAUUAUAAUCCGAAUGAGAAAAAAGUCUGCAUGUAAACGUGGCUACUGUCUUUAAGUCGUAGGAGGGGAUCGAUCCAGAGCAGGACCUGAUUGGCCCGAGUGAAGCCAGGUGUGGGAGGCUGAUAUAAGUCAUUGAGCUCCAGUGGAGAGCGCUGACUCAUCGUCUCGUCAUCCGUAACACUUACAGGCUCUCUCUCUCUCUCUCUCUCUUUGUGCUCCUUCCAGUUUCGACAGUGUGUCCAUUUCAUCACCUCACACCUUUUAAGAUUAGGACUCUGUUGACUCUUCUUGGUGUCUUUGCUUUUUCACUCUUUUCAGAUAAACUCCUCUGCAUCUUUGCCUGUUUUUUCGUGAAUCGGUUAAAGAAUGAUUCCCUCAAAAUCUGAUUCUGUUGCAGUUUCAACACGACCUCAAAAAUCACAGUUUUGGAGUCACGUUGAGAGUAAAACAAGCAAAUCAGGAGCUUUACAAAACACUCGGAAAAUAAAAGAAAAGGACUGAAACUCAGAGGGAAUUGUUUAUUAAGUCUGUCGAGUUGUUCGGGUUUGUGAUUGCGCCGCUUCUCAAAUUGCCGAGAACUUCGCCGCUGUGAUAUUAGUAUUCAGAAGCAGCCUGGCUCGGUAGCAACAGUUUCUAAUCAGAGUCAUGGGGAAACUUCUGGAUGAUGUGCUGUAUGCUAUGAGUCAACACACUCAUCAUCAACAGGCCACCGGCAUAAACUCUCUCCCCGGGUAACAGUCGACACACACACAAACACAAAUCUUAUCAGCGUUUGUCCAAACUGAGUUCAGAAUCCAUCCAACACCGGGAGGGGAGAAAACAAACAUGUACACGGAGGACGGUAAUUGUGCUUCAUCUGAUCAAUAUGCAUGAACGCUUUUACUAUUAGAUUCGACAGAGAGAGAUGGAGGGAGGUGGAAAAUGAAGAAGGAGAGGAUAAGAAAAGAGGAGCAGGAGAGCGCUAAUCCAGCAGCUUUUAAUAUAGUGCGUAUCGAUCGAUGCUGCGUCCCUACAGCCGCUUUAGGAAGCUCUACAAGAUAAGUGAUGUUCUUAUUACAGAAACUUAACACUGAAAUAUUUUAGAUUUAUUCCCACGGCGCCGACAUUCAGACAAAACCUCAAAAAUACACUUAGUGAUCGUUUUAGAUCGGCAUCUGAAGAGGCGGUUCUCAUCAGGUUUUAGAAAAAGUAGCUUCAUAGUUGAGACUGAGUCAGAGGAUGUUCGAUCUGAUUCCUCCCACCGGCAGAUGAUAUUUGUUUUUAUUGACGUAACUUUUUUCUUUUAGUCAUAAAUCAUUAAAGAGACUUGCCAACCGUAAUCCUAGUGGGCGGUAAAAGAUGGCCAGAUGAUCCCGAAUCUGAGACACAAACAAAGUCCUCAGUCCGAGCAGUAGAAGUGCAGACUACAUAGAUGUACACCUCAAUCAUCAACUACAUGGCCACAUGGAAAUAUUAGAUUCUGCACUUUGUGACAGUUGUAUAUAAACUUUUUUUAAGCACCAAUACUUAACAAAUGUCCAUUGAUGAGUAACUUCAGGGACCCUUAGCUAGUAAUCUAAGAUAAACGUGAAAUAACUUCACUUUAUCACAAGCUUCUUAGCUUGUUUUGUGUUGUAAAUCAGUCACAUCUAUCGUAUUGUGCGGGUUCUAUCAGUAGACAUGUUGUUAUGAUACUUUUGCACACAAGCUAUCAUGUAGUGUGUUGUUAUCGCCUACUAUUAGCUAGUGUAGCUAGCAACAUCAACCAGCUUAUGGCUAAACAACUUUCAGAUUUGUAUCUGGAAUGUGAAUUAAUUUCUAACUCUAGUAUCUAAAAAAUGGAAUGCACCAUUAACGACCACCAGUGAAGUGGGCGUGGCCUGUUUUUUUCUCUAUAAAUCAUUUCCAAUGGGCUGAAACGGGCUGAAAAUGACGUCACACCUGAGUUACCAGCGUUUCAGUUACCAAAUCGAGAAAAAAAAGCACAAUCGGCUGCAUUGUCCGAAUAAAAGGCAAGCACUCAAAUAACUUUCGUAGAUGUAGCCAUCUUGUAUCAGGCCUCUGAUUUAGCUUUUUUCUGACUUGGUUACUGUAGGUGUGACGUCAUUUUCAGCUUGGAUCUGACUUCUGAGGUAACUCGAAUGCAACAUAACAACAAAUCAAAAAUUAACAUUAACAGAUCUGAACUUCUUCCAUGAUUUCACUUAUCAGACAAAAUCUCCCCACAGUCCAAGACGACUGAAAAUAUCAGUUGCCUUCCAAAGAGUAGAGAUAUCUGUUUUUCUGCCUCUAGCAAAAGUGCGCCGCCAGUUAGUGACACAACACUUGAUUUGUCCCGAUUUGAACCGUCAUGGCAUUUUCAAAAAUUUUCAGCAGGCAUUAAAGGAAAAUUGGGUCAAAUAUUUGGGCUGUGAAAAUAAGGGCCUGUGUACACUGAAUGCUUUUGUUUGCCUCAGUUUUAAGGCGUUUCUUGCCUCUACUAGCAUGAAAGCUGUCCUGGAGCUCUUCUACUUUAAAUGGCAGUGAUCGGAAAUCUCAGUCCUCAUUUCUCAGUUCUCAUUUUCUUUCACAAAAUGGAGAUUAACAAAGAAAGCAUGAAAACAGUUGUUACAAACCAUGUGGUAUCAUUAGCGGAAAUGUGACUAAAACAAUUUGAUUGAUUGAUGAUUAGCGUGACAGUGUUGAGCUAUUUUGAACAGGUAAAAAACAGCUGAUCCCACAAGCUUGGUUGUAUUUACGACUGUGAGCCUUGAAUGCAGACAGUGGAAACAGGCCCUUAGCCGUUCUACAUACUUUUCCCAUUCUUCUUAAUUCUCCACACUUAUCCAGAUUUUCAGCCUCAUUUUUAAACCUUAGCCUCAAAUAGAGGAGCAAACCUUUAAAAGAAACAGUGAUGCUGCUUAUAAACCUUUAAGUGUGUAGAAAUCUGACCUCCUAUGCAGAUAAACAACACAGACGUAUUAAACUCCAUCAUGCUUAAUCAAAAGUGAUGAAGUGUGUUCGGUUUAAUUUCUCUCUUAAAGUAUUCGCCAGAUUGCUCUGCCUUAUUGCCCAUCCAUCCUCAUGUUAGUAGAGCAUUAGUCUGCUGCACCAUUGUGCGAGGAAGGAAGGAAGACGCCUCAGCCUCGCUGGAGUCUGCCUGCCGGUGUGACUGGCAUGCUAAUCAAGUGUACGACCAUGCUAGGGGGGUAUGGCCCACAUACAUUCACCUUGGGUUCACAUACACACCGUUCUUGCUUUCCAGCCCCAUCUUGAGACUUAACACAAUUUCUCUCCUCAAUGAUUGAUGCUCCCCCUCUCUCCUCUCUGGAAGCCCCGCCCCUUACAGCAGCUCAUUGGUCGUCGCCGAACUGUUCGAGGGUCAUGGAGGAGAAGCAGAACAGACUGCAGAGCUUUUUUAUGACUCACUCUGUUCUGCAGGCAGGUUGAGCUUCUUUAGAGGGGACUAAGUGGUGAAGCCUUAGGUGUUUAGUGGUCUGGCAAAGCAACGCCAACAGCUCUCGAAACUGAAAUAAUGAGAUAUUCAUGAGUUUCACCUCCUCAGCAUCUGCAGAACACUGCUAUGCUGAAUUGUUUCCUGAUAACAGAGAUAGAGAAACAAGAAAAUGUUCACUUCAAACAUUCAUUCUCAUUCUUUUACUCUAUGUUGUGUUCAUUACAUGUUAUUUGCGAAGAGUACCACCAUCUUUUUUGCAUACUUGGCCCUAAAGAGGAGUGUUUUGCAGAAGAAGUUUUUGUAGAUGCCUGAAAACUGUCAGUUGACUGUGAGUCGUCCAAUGUUGUGAAGCAGUAGCCGACUUUUCUGGGCAUCAGUAGCCAGUAGCUAACAGUACAAGACUUCCAAGACAAGACUUCUUUUUUUCCAUGUGUUGCUGUUGUUUACAGUCUGACUAGCAGCUUGAGGAGAUAGAGCGGACUUGGUGUUGAGAAAAACAAUGUCUAAUCGUGACAAAUUGGAUGCUAGCUAAAGCUAAAUCUGCGCCAUAAAGCUGCCAAUGACUUUCGCAGUUGCAUUGCAGUCAAGUAACUCCACCCCUUUUUGUAGAUGGGCUGUUUUUCCUCCUUUGAGUCAAUCACAUUGGAAGACUAAUUGAGGAUACUUCUUAGAUCGUGAAAACCAGAACACUUCUGAUACCAGAAUUUGGUCCACCCAUACAACAAGAUGAGUUAAUGCCUGUAUGUGAGAUAUUAUUAAAAACUGACUUUGUCUUUAAACUCUUAACUUGAUGUUUCCAGAAGAAUAAUGAAAGAAACCAGGUUGAAAUGUACGAAUUUAUCCCAGCGUUUGAGUAGUUUGAUUACUCAAUAUGCUGAUGACUAUCUGCUUUAUGUUACAGAUUGUAAAUUUAGUUUUCCUUUCUUUUAAUUAUGUUCGGGCUUCUUGCUUUUGUUUGGUAGAAGAGCUGGAAAAUAAAGAUGAGAGAGAGGAUGAUGACUAGACUAAAAAAUAUCUACAGUGUACGAUAUAGUUUAGAUAUACUGUAGGCUACUGUUCUCCACGCCGACAGGAAGACUGACUGAUCAUAUCAGUAAUAUUCCACGUAUUUAUCAUGAAUGAAACUCGGACCAGAAAAGCGUUUUUAAUCUUAGUCUCCGCAUUUUAUUUCUGGAAAUAUGGGCGAAAUCGACGAGUUUUGGCCGAUUACCGAUUAGUCUUAGAUUUAAUUGUCUCGCCAAUGAAUCGGUGGAGCCCUACCCGUGAUGCGUCUUUUUUCCCCCAGAAAGUCGCAAUAUUUCUGAAUAUUUCGUAAUUUUGCAUCGUAUAUUUUCGUCAUUCCCGGUGUGUAAGGACCUUUAGUGUAGCGUUGUUUGAGAUUGUUAUUAUUAUUAGUAGUAGUGGUGGUGUUUCGAAUUAAAUAGACCAUUUAUAUGAUAAUUUUGAUUUCACUUACAUGUUUACCAGUGUUCACUAAUGUCCUGAACAUUAAAUAUGUUAUUCUUUAAAAAAAAAAAAGUAGGUUGUGUUCAAUGAAAAAUCAAAAUUGUUUUUUUUUUCAACCUAGCAUCUCAGACAGUUCAAUAAAACAUUAAAAAGCUGUAAUUGAAAUUUCACAAUGAUAUUUUUGUUUAAAACUAUUGUCCAAUUAAAAUCACAUCCCAACCUUUGUUUAUAUGAACGAUGGGGCGCCUCAGUCAAACCAGCUUUCAUCAAACUGAUUAUCUUUGAUUGUGCUAACAGACGACAAAGGCUGAUUUUAUUGAACAUUCUUGGCUGCAGCUCUUGUUAUUAUCUCAAACCUUUAUUUUUUAACCAACACUGACGGCGUCUGCACUCGUUUGACCGCAGAAGAAGAUGAUUGGAUAGUUGCGGUUGCCUUUACUUGAUGAGUAAUGAUUCUGCGGCGCAUUAUGACUAAUACAUAGAUUUCAUAGCAAAUAAAGACAGGGAGUGUGAUUGUGUUUCAUGCAGUUAUAGACUCACAGUUAACUCAAUAUACUGGUCUGCAAAGCUAACAGGGGGUUUUCAUUUGUGCACAGUUUAACAAAUUACAGAUAUGAGGUAUGAAGCACUCUCGUACGUUCGCCGAGUUCGUCCUCCUGCCGCGCCGUCAAUCACUUCCCCCCGUUUAAUAACGCACGCCGGGAGCUUUAGAUCUGUUUGCGGGGAGGAUCACGCUGUUUUUGCAUGUUAAUUCAAAUCCGAGAUGAGGCAAAGAAAUGAUUCAGCGCCGCUCCUCCAAACUGUUGACAUCUUCACAGGCUGUCUCCACUCAAGCCCAGAGCUAUUUUCAGACUGUUGUUAGUGAGGAGCCAAACGCUUGUUAUUUUUUCUGCCUGCGAUCAUCCGCACUACGAGAUAUUGUCACUCGCUCCCUCCCUCCUCCGCCAUUCUUUCUCUAUCUCGCUCCGUCUUAACGCGGCCUGUUUGUGCGCUCUGGAUUUCAUGCACAAGUUAAUUUGAAUGAACAUAUUUGUCCUUUCUGGCUCUCUCUCUGUGUGUUUGUGUUAGUAUAUACUGUCUGUGUGUUUACAGUAGAGUGUCAGGGGGUCAGCGUGUGGAAAAUGCUGAUAAGCUUUCUAAGGAGCUCGGGAUCAGACCCCCCAUAUCGCACAUAUAUAAACGGAAAAGUCUCAAACAUGUCGGUCGUCGGUAUUUGUUCGUCUGUUUUAAGGCUUUUAAAGUAAGCGAGUGUGUUUUUAUUCUACAAGCUGUUGCCGUAAACGUAGCAGGAUCAAAGUGACCCCCGUAAAGUGGCGAAUAAGUGGAUGAAGUGGGAAUAUGGUUUUUGGCCGACUUUGCUGCGAGUGAAAGCGCACAAACACACACGUGGUCACCUUCUGGUGUUUGUUAUAUCCCCGUGUUUAUGUUUGUUUGUUAUUAACCCUCAGCGACGCCGGCAGACAGUAAAGCUGAGUGAGUGAGUGAUGAGGGUUUUUCUCUCGGAGUAAGAGCCUGUUGGUGUUCAGGUGUUGCUUUGAGGUUUCUUUGACAGCGGGUUUUUACUCUGUACUCCGGUUUGACAAGGCCAGGUGUCUUCUUUUGUUUAAGAUUACAGGAUAAGACCAAAAUUCAGCUUAAAAAAUCCACAAAAAUACAACCGAACAGGAAAGAAAGUGGGAUGUAAAUGCCCUUUAAAUUUAGGGUUGAAAAGACCGAUAUCAACCAAACACUAAUAUCUGAUUAUUUGUCCACUUCUUCUCUUAUUGAUCCUUAGAUACUUGAAACAAAUCAAGUUGGCUAAUUUUAUCCCACUUUUAUGAUCUCUUUAUAUGUUUAAAUACAGAUGCUUAAAGCUCCUGUAAGGGACUUUAGUUUGUGUUGAAUUUGGCGCCCCCUGUGGACAAAAUGUACCCUUUCGAGAAGUGUUUGAAAGGCUCAAAAGCAGCCAUUUGUUAAAAAAAAUGAAUAUGUUGAUAUAUUACUUAAAUUAACAAAAUUGUAAAAAACAAAUUUUUUUUUAAAUCAUCUGAUUAAUCGGUAAUUGGAUUUUUUUCCUCCCUAAUAAUCGGCAUCGGCCCCAAUAAUCCAUAUCGGUUGGGCCCUACUUUAAAUAUCGACUCCUACCCUCCCUGCAGAUUCAGGUAUCCAGAAUAAUUACAUAAAAAUAAUUUGUCUUCAUGGUAAUUUUUUUUUAAUUUUUUAUAAGCAGCUGAAAACUCCCUACAGGAGCUUUAAUUUAGGCCUUUUUAAAAGUUAGAUAUUGACUCCCUCCUGGGUUUCAUGGUACUAAUGGAUGUUUUUCAGCAUACCUGAUUACUAAGAAUAAGCCCCCUUUAACACCUGCAUGUCUCUACGGCAACACAGAGUGGACAAACUACUAACAUAUGCUUUUUUUAAAUUAAGUGUAGAUCUGUGUGAAAAUGCUAUAGUCGGGCAAAAAAAGAUGUUUUGAUGAUUAAAAAUUGAUAAAUAGAGGAUCUUGCUUAUCAUGCAUCACAUAAGCUUCUUGACCUUGAAGGCUACUGUAGCUUCUUUGACAUGAGGGGUGAGUAAGGGAGCGUUUCAACUUGUACGAAAACAUCCGGUCCAGGUAUGGAAUGUUGCAAGUUAAACACCGCACAUCAAACAGCAUCUCUUGAUCUUUUUUCUUUCCUUGCUUUUAACGCAACAUUUCUAAUUGAAAUCGACCUAAAAAUGUGACUGAACGUGUCUUUAAGACAGCGGAUCCUUCUGUUCUGGAAUGAGGGGGUGUUUGGCAGGGCUGUGCGUCAGACUAAUCCACGUUAUGGAAUGAUAAUGAGUUCGGAGGAGAGAGCAGAGGAGGCGAACGAGAAACAAACGGUGAGACUCUCAGUCUUUCUGUCAGCGACCGCACCGGCGACGCCAUUGAUCACAAUUACCAAAGGGAGGAGGGGACGCCAGGUUACUUAAAAGAGGAGAUGGGGCGGGGCUGCUGUGAAAAGAAAAGGAGGAGGAAGAGGAGGGAUGAGGACGGCAGGAGUCGUCUUUAAGUGAGGGAGGAGAAAAGAGAGCUGAGGAAGAUGAGGAGAUGAAGGGUGAUGGAUAAAUCUCAUGAUAGAGUCAGGGUGAAGUAUCAGAGUGAGAACAAGAGGGAGAAAAAAAAGCCGAACAAACGAGGGGACAUGGUGUGAAGGUUGUUGAGAGGACCGCUUUACUUCCUUACUGAGCACUUAACACAAUGUUGUGCUUGUAUGAUACAGGAAGGUCAAACCUCCCUUGAUGGACUGUCGUCAAGGGAACCAUAGGAACCGUCUUCUUAAAGCUACAGGCGGUCGUACAUUGACACAUAUCUCACACCCUGCCUGUAAAACCUCUGAUGUGGAUUAUAUGACGCUUUAAUAAUCCUAAACACAGAUUAAGAUUCUGGUACAGCAGAUAAAUGUAAAUCUAUUCAAAUACUGGAACUUGUCAAGCUUUAGGCGACUGGGCGCAGCAAUGCUAAAUUUGCCCGAUUUAAGCAUAGAAAGCAACUAUAAAAUAUGUAAGUUUGACUGACACUUUUUGGGGUAUUUGGUCUUGUAUCGAAGUGUUAAAAAGUCACAGAAAUAAUUGUGGUCUAUCCCAAAUUUUACGUCAAUCCAUCAAGCAGUCGGUGAAAUUUUUGCCCACAUUUUGCCGUGAAAACAGUUGGAAAUGGGAAAUUAUAAUGAGGAUGUUCAGGCUAAAUUGGAAAAGGUUUAUCGGAUUAAAUCUGAGCAGGAAAAGGCCGAGGCUAACCAAAAUCUGUAGGGUUCGAAACAAAACUGAACAACAAUGCCAGAGGUCUGGGCCAUCCACGUCAAAGCAAAUUCUCGUAGGGCUAAGCGAUAAACCGAAAAUUUACAGAUACCGAAAUUUACAACAAUAACCAACGUCAUUUUGCCCAUUUCAACAUAUUCAGUGUCAAAAAAAUAGAUAAAUAAAAGUUGGUUUUGGAUGUGUGUAGGUAGGCUAUGGUCUCAUGUCCCUUUAAGAUGCUGUCGGAGACGUGACUCCACCCCCUCCAGUCCAUAGCAAAGAGUGAAAGACAGGUGAGGAGAUGAAGGACGGUUCAAAAGUUGUGGAGUAGUUAUCGUCCAUUUAUCGUUAUCAAGGUGAACUGCUCAAUAUAUCGUGAUUUUGAUUUGAGGCCGUAUCGCUCAGCCCUAUAUUCUUGUUUUAACCACAAUAACACAGUUCUACUACUUUCUGAAGGCGGUGAAAUUUAACAGAGCGAACUCCUAGACAUAAACGUUUCUAGAUUUCAGAUCAACUUUAAACGUCGACUCCUGAACUCACCGAUUGGCUGAUUAAGAGUCAAACUCCAGGUCCGCUCUCGUCCACCGGCUGCUUUGUUUGUUUGAUGUGUGUUUGUGCGCACGGCGGCCACAUCUGUUAUCUCUGACAGACGCGCUGCCUUUGUUUAUUCAGAGACUGGCCUUUUCCGAAUGUCAGAGGUCAAUCUUCCCACAGACAUUAUUGAACCGUUCUUUCAUCCUCCCAUGCAAAUAAACAAACAAGCAGCAGUGACUGCUGGGAAAACACCAGGUGCUACCAACCAGAGGAGCAUUAAACAUUUAUAUACAGUGGGGCAAAGAGAGAGAGAGAGAGAGAGGACACGGUUUUCUCAUACAGAUGUCCUGUUAAUCUAGUUGAGCUGUUAACCCUCAAUUUGACACUUUAUCCUAAAUUACUAAUCCAUUUCUGAAAGUCUUAUUUGUGUCUCUGCAUUUCCUUUUUUCUGUUAAAUAUCUAUUAAACCAUCUCUUCUUGUGUGUUUGGUAACACCAACUAUUAACCCACAAAUCAGAGACUGAGAUGACAGUCCUCCGCUUCUGCCAGCUCUCUUUGGCUGACCUGCUACUUACUGCUGGCUGGUGUUAAAACCUGUGAUUUUUGGGGGAGAAUGUGUGAAAUUUAUAUGACUCAACACUCAGUUUGUGACAUUGAGAUGCAGAGCAGCACGAAUUUGAAAAAAAGUGUGACAGUGAUAAGAAGCAAGACAAGUAAACAGAUAUUAAAGGGCUAAAAAACUGGUUUUCUGUUGCUCUUUGUAUUUUACACUUUACAUGUGUUUGCAGUAAGGCCGGGCGAUAUCAGCUAAAAAGUUUUACCAUUCUGGCGAUAAUGAUAAAAGUUAUGAUAUAAAAAAACUAUAUAUUAAUUUCUAGGGGUGGGAGAAAAAAUCGAUAAUUUCGAUAUUUUGUGUGGUGAUAUAUCGUAUCGUCUCAUUUACGAAGUAUCGAUUUUUUCAAAUUAAUGGAAAAAUAAAAUCAACUAUUUUUCCGUUGAGGUUGGCAGAGAUGACAUUGUAGAGCAGGAGAAAGUUCGUACGAUAAAUAAAUAUAGGGUUAGCAAGAUGUGCAACGUGAAAAUAAAACACAGCGCAAAUAAGGCUAACGUAAAGGAAAGACGAAUGUUGAAUUAGCUAAACAGUUAUUGCAAUAUAUUGUAUCACAAUACUAACUGUAUUGCAAAAUGUUAAAAAUCGCAAUAAUAUCGUAUCGGGGGCCAAAUAUCGUGAUAAUAUCGUAUUGUGGAACCACUGGUGAUUCCAACCCCUAAAAGUUCCUAUCCAUGUUUUUGACUCAUUCUGUCUUGAGAACCCCACAAUCGUUGUUCUUGGACGGCAUUUACCAGUGUGCAUAGUCGAAUAAGAUACUUAACCACAAGUUUAAGUGGUAGCUGAUGGAGAAAACUGAAAUGUGAAAACAAUUAAAAAAUUUAUUCAAAACUCUUAUUGCAGAGCGAACAGCAGAAGCAGAUCCACCUUCCGGUGUCGGACAUACCUGAUUUCACUCGUCUAAGCCCCGAUCUUGAAGGACAGUUUAUCGCAUUUAUCCUGAGAUGGCAAAUAUUCAUCAUGAGGAUUUUUGUGAAGAUAAAUCAUGAACAAUAAUUCAUCGCUCAUCCAUAGUUUACAACAUAUUAAUCACUGGUUAAUCUAGGGUUAGCUAACAGCUAGCUAAAGCUUGACCUGACUGUGUAAAAGCACGGCGAUGAUACCGAGGCCUCCAUCCACAGGCAGGGUUCCUACACAAAUGUGGAAAAGUAUAGAAGUAAUUUGAUUAAUUUAAAAAGUAUGAUAAAUAAAAAAAUAAAGUAUGGAAAAAUAUCUGUGUCAACAGACUAUAAUACCACAGUUCUAAAAUACUGUUUUCUAAAAUAGAAAAGUAGGGAUUUCCAAAAUAAUACUAAAAAGUAGGGUUAGUAUGGAAAUUAAGUAUGGAAAUUCCAACAGUGUAGGAACCAUGUACAGGGUAAAAUGUACAUGCUGAAAACACUGAUAGUAUAGCAGCAGGUUUUGCAAUGUCUAUAUAGCAAAUACUCAUAAUAAAAUGUUAUAAAUUUGGGAUAUAUUGUGCAGCCCUAUCAAGAAGUACCAUAAAAAAACAGGUUUAAAGUGAAUUCAAAUCAAACAAAGUGGUUUUAGUUUUAGGUCAAGUUCUGUUAUCUCUUUGUUUCCUCUUCUUUGGAGUUAAAAUCCAACUCACACUAAAAGGGAAGUGUAAGUAUGUCAAACGCCUGUGAUGCGUUUUCAUCCAGAGAAGUUUUCAUGUCCGUUUUCCCUAAAGGAGUCUGUUUUUUUGGAGCCUGCAGCCAUUAGAGGAAGUGCAACUUGAAGCACUCGCACAUGGCCUUUAAAGCUGACUUGUGGUGGCUGCGGCUUGGUCCAGACACAGUCGAUCGUUCAGUUUAAAAACAGGGAGCGUGUGCAUCUCUUAUGUUUUAUUGAUCAUGUGAUGUCAAGCACAAAGCCGCCCCUGUGAUCCCAAAGGUUUCUGCGGCUCUCUAUAAAACCGCCGAAAACCUUAAAAAAAAGACCCCGAAAAAGAUCCGCCACUCUUCAUCUGAAGGGUGAGGCCGCUAACAGGACGAGAGGCAGGAAGUUGAAACAUCCGCAGACGAGCUUUUCAAAGUCAGUUUCUUUUACUGUUGAGCAAUUAAGACUCGACGCCUUGACUCGAAGUCGACAUCCCCCCACUCAGGCUGGAAAACGACCUCACAAACAGCCCGUAAAAACAGCUUUUAUAGGAGGAAUAAAACACUUUAAAAUUAGUUUUUCUUUCACAAACAAACAAAAUAAACAAAUCAUUCAACAGCUUAAUAUUUAUAAUAAUUCUCUCAAACUUAAUCCGACAUAAAAAUACAAAAACAUCCACAGAUUAACAAACUGAAAAUAGUCCCAAUAUGAAAUAAUCCAUUAUUUAAUCCUGAUUUCGUGCUCUGCUUCUUUAGAUGAAAAAAAUAUAUAUUUGGAAGUUUUUGUUUAAGAUUUAAGAUUAAGAGAAAAGGGAGAAGGUCAGACACCGUUUUGGGGUUUUUAAUAGGAUUUGUUGACAGUAUGAAGGACAAAGAAAAACACCAGAUUACAGGAUUUCCUUCAAAACUUUGAGUAUUUUCAUUUUCUGACGAUGUAAUAAGACGUAAACUCGAGUUUCUACUCUCUACAUAAUCUGUUCCUCAUUCUGGAGUUGUGAAAUAUAAAAACAGACACAGUCAGCUGUAUUAAAACGUAGAUUAACAAAAACAUAUCCGACCUUUUGACUCUCGUGGAUAAAAGCGUCUCAUCAGAGUUUUUGUUUUCUGGAGCCUGCUUGAAAAAAAGAAGGGUGUUGUUGUUGUUGUUUUUUUGGCUCCAAGAGAUUCAGAUCCCACUGGGAAUUAAUCAAACUCGCGGUUUCGCUCGUCUCCUUAAAAAAAGACGUAUUGGUUCGGGGCUUUUUUCCCCCCAUUAUGUGUCGCAGACUGUAAUUGAAUCCCUGCUAUUUUGGAGCAGCUGCAGCAGGUUUGUAAUUAUUCGUGUGAAAAAUUGGAUUCUGUGACUCCAUUUUUACGGCUUUAAUUUCACAAAACAAAGACCGCUGCCUCGCUUCACGCUGCUCCCUUUGGAUCCCGUUUGAUGUUAACGCGAAGCGACCGUCCAGAUGUGAUGACAGGCUGUCAAGACGUGAGAACGCGACCGGAGAGGAGAGAGCGUGGUCGGCUGUAGUGACCUUAACCAUGUGAUUACACCGGUUGUCACAGUGCUGCUGUCAAAACUGGAGAUGGUUCUUCAAGUAUUUAUCCUGUCCGGGGGUUUAUAGCGCUGGUGUGUCGCUUUGAAGGUGCGCUGACAAGUUGGAGUCGGAGAAUCGUGAAGAAAACACACCAGUCAGGGAGCGUUUUUGACCGCGAUACCUAUUUUCUUGCUACACCCGCCUUGUUCUACCUCGCAGUUUUAAAUCUAAAUAAGUGUACCGUAUAAGUGUAGCCUGUAUAAGUGAGAUAGUUGAAAAAUGCAGAUUUAUUUGUUUCAGACAAAAGGAACAGUAUAUUUGGAAAGACUGUCUGGAUCCAAUCCUUCCAAAAUUGAAGGUCUUCUUCUACAAUUGUCUAUUCUUCUUCUUCUACAUUUUCUUUGAUAACUGUCUUUUCUUAUUCUUCUUCAAUAACUGUCUAUUUUUCUUCUACUUUUUCAUCGGUAACUGUCAAUUCCUCUUCGAUAAUUGUCUACUCUUCUUUGAUUAAUGUCUAUUCUCCUUCUUUAACUUUGAUAACUGUCUUUUUUUCUUCAAUAAAUGUCUAUACUUCUUUGAUGACUUUCUAUUCUUCUUCGUCUUCAAUAACUUUCUAUUCUUCUUCUACUACUUCUCUUGGAUAACUGUCUAUUAUUUUUCUUUGAUAACUGUCUUUUCUUACUCAUCUUCAAUAACUGUCUAUUUUUCUUCUACUUCUUCAUCGGUAACUGUUUAUUCCUCGUCUAUAACUGUAUACUCUUCUUCAAGAACUGUCUUUUCUUCCUCUUCCACUUCUUCGAUAACUGUCACUUCCUCUUCGAUAAUUGUCUAUUCUUCUUAUUCAAUAACUGUCUAUAAAUCUUUGAUGACUUUCUAUUCUUCUACUUUUUCUUUGAUAGCUGUCUGUUCUUCUUUGACAACUGUCUACUCUCCUUUGAUAACUGUCUAUUCUACUUCUUUAACUUCUUCGAUAACUUUCUAUUCAUCUAAUUUUUCUUCAAUAACUGUCUAUACUUCUUUCAUGACUUUCUAUUCUUCUAUUCUUUUUCAAUAACUUUCUAUUCUUCUUCUACUACUUUUUCUUGGAUAACUGUCUAUUAUUUUCCUUAGAUAACUAUCUUUCCUCUUAUUCUACUUUUUUUGAUAACUGUCUUUUCUUCUUCUUCUUCUUCUUCUUCUUCUUCUUCUUCUACUUUUUCUUCUACGAGCUAACUAUGCCAGAGUCUAAUAAAGGACUGUACCUAUAUCUAGAAUUUCUCUUCUCAGCGCUCGUAAUAAAAUCAGAGUCGCUGAUGGAGAAAACAAACUCUCACUCACAUAAAAAAUUCAAGGAAUUGAUAAGAAAAUCAAUAACUGAUUAGACCGAUAACAACAUUGGUAUCAAUACAGUCUUAUCAACUCCCAUUGAGACCUAGAUACAGUAUCAGUAUAUAAUGAGACGAUACGUGUUAAUCUAGAGAUAUGACCCACUAGAGAUUAGACUCACACCGAUUCAUCAGGUACACAACACUUCGACUAGUUAGAAGUGUUUCUCCCAAGUUUCAAAAAAUAAAACUUUAUUAGCUAAUUCUGUCUGUUGACUGACUGACACACUCACACCUGAGAGUGUCUGAUCUGAGUCCUCCGGCUCGCUAACAUCAGAAGGACAGGAUCGGUCUGUACCUGCUCAGUCACAGAGUGAUCAAUCACAGACAGGAUGAGACGGUAAAUGUUUACGACACCACGGGGGCCUUCAUCAGCAGACAUUAUGGCUGCAGGUUAGAGCGUCAGGAGGGACUUAAAUCACCGCUUAUCCAUUAUGAAUCAGAGCCUAAAUAAGAUGUCAGAGCCUCAAACCUGAAACCAGAUCAUGACGGUAAAAUCUGUAAAAGUCGACGCAGAGCUUCAAGUUUCCUGCAGAAUCGAGGUUUUACUUUCCUCUAUAUUAAGAGGAUCAUUUAGUGUGUGAUGUUUUCUGUGAAACGCUGAACAAAUUCAGAAUUUCCCUUGAGAUGAACUUACAGUAAACACCAAGGGUGAACUUUUAGGAUGCAAACACCAGUGGGAAUUUCUAUUUCAGAACAGAGCUGAAAAACAGGUUUUUGUGGUCCGAUGUUGUGUUUUUGAUUCUCCAGCUCUCCGAUCCUCUCUGUCUUUGUUUCUCUGAAGUCAGUCUGACUCACUUCUUAAUCACCGUCCAUUUUUUACCCCCUGCCUCCCUAAUGGCCGAGCUCAGGUGCUUCACUCUCAUCCUAAAUCGACCUCUGGCUCCCGCCCCCUCCUGCCUUGAUUCAUCCACUCACGUCCAGCAGGUGUUCACAGAAGCUGCACUUAGCUGCCUUUUCUAUCCGAGGGAAAAAAAAUUGAUUUGUUUUUAUUCAUAGCUUCGGCCUCUCCCGGACGCUGUGAUAUUUCAGAAAGCCUCGGGACAUCGGAGAGCAGCAGCUGCGGGCGUUUGUCGCUGACUGUAACAGCACUUGCAUCAGCGGUCGGGGACACUUGUCCAUUUGACUGCUGGGAUGUGAGCGCUGAGAGAAAGAUGAAAGACUGUGAGUGUGUCGGACGACGGUCCAGGUGAGACGAGUGGGAGAGGAGGACGCAAUUUCUCUGUCCACUCUGUCUGCCUUUAAUCUUUGGAGUCGUCAUUAAAGGUUUGGGUUGAGUUUCAGCACUUAAAUCUAAGUCUGGGAUAUUGAUCUUUGUAACGCUUUUAGCCGUUGUUUCUGUUAUUGAUCGGGUUUUGUAUUCUCAGGGAUUAAAAGGAGAUUCACAAACACUUUUAAACACGUCAAACUAAACAGAGAUCAACAAAUUAAUGAUCUCAUUUUGGCUGAGUGAUGUUUGGUGAUAUUGAUCGCUGAAGUCGGUUCAUGUACACGAUGCAAGAAUAUACAAUUAAUCGCAUUUAUCCAACUAAAACUGGACUUUUAAAAUACGUCGUACUACAUUAGCCCCACAUGUCGGGCUUUGAGCAGUAGCGCUGUAAAGUCCUAGUCAACUGGUCGACUUAUUGGUCGAUACGUGCUGAGUGGACCACAAUUCUGAUUGGUCGACUCGAUUUUUUUUUCCGCUUCAAUUCACAGUCUAUGGUUAAUUCAUCAGGAGGAAUAUACCAAGUGCUUAUGGGGGUGUUUUCAGAGCACCCCCGUUUCAUAGGUAACAGCCUGUCUCAGAACACCCCCCUUGAUUGGCCCAACCCACUAGAGACCAACUGGAGACAGGGAAAUUCAAGAGUUUCCACGUUAAUCAACAUCCGGUGGUUUGCUGAAUACUUAGCCUUUUGUGUUUAAUUGCCUUCUUGUGUUGAUAUCUAUAUAUUUUCACCCCGCCAAGCUGCGUAGGGUUUGCUGUCAGAGUCAGGACCCCACCACCAUUAGUCGAUUUUUGGUAGAAAAUUUCAAGGUUUUAGGCGACCGAGGAUUUCUUUUGUUGAUUACAGCCCUGUUGAGCAACAUAAAUGUACAGCAAUAAAUCCAGGUAGUGAACAAAAUCUUAAGAUGUCAGAGCUUGAAAUGUAACAACAACCCGAAAUGUAAUUAAAAAAAACCUAGUAGAACCCAAAAUGUAACAACUGGUCAGUAAUGUAACAAACUCUGAUUCCAAAAUGUUACAACUUUUUGCCCAAAAUGUUGCAACUUGUAACAUUUGUUACAUUUGGGGUUUUCUUACAUUUAUUUUGUAACAUUCCAGGUUUAAUGCUUUGUUACAUUAUUGACAAAUUAUUACAUUUCAGGUUUUAUUACAUUUAUUUUUUAACAUUUUGGGUUUUAUUACUUUUUUGUUACAUUUUGGGAUUUAUUACAUUUUUUUAAUUACAAUUUGGACUCAACAAUUCAUCACAUAAUUGAAAAAUUAUUACAUUUCCGGUUUUAUUACAGGUAUUUUUUUUUUUACAUUUUGGGUUUUAUUACAUUUUUUUCAAACAUUUUGGGUUUUAUUACAUUUCUUUUAACAUUUCGGGUUUAAUGACAUUUUUUUUCUUAAUUUUGGGUUUAGUUACAUUUUUUUAAUUACAGUUUGGGCUCAACAAUUCAUCACAUUAUUGACAAAUUAUUACAUUUCCGGUUUUAUUACAUUUAUUUUUUUAACAUUUUGGGAUUUAUUACAUUUGUUUUUUACCAUAUUGGGUUUUAUGUCCUUUUUUGUAAAUUACAGUUUGGGCUCAACAAUCCGUUACAUUAUCGACAAAUGAUUAUAUCCAUUUUCAUAACAUUUCGUGUCAUUGUUGCAUUGAUAAAGUUAGACUAGAACAUGGUCUGAACAGAGCUGUAAAGUUCACAAACUUGUCUUGCACAUCCAUUCAUUUCUUAAUUUUCUGCACACUUCCUUAUUUUUCUGCUGACACAGGCCAAGAAAUGGGUCAGUUACAGAUUCAUCAUUAUUCAGUCUGUUCAGAUCAGACGUUAACUUCUGAUUUUACGCUCUCACAGUCAUAUCAGUACUGGAGAAAUACUGCAUUCCUCUUCUUCUCUCAGUAACUGAAAAAAAAAAAUCAUCUUUUUCUUUUUUUUAACUUGCGUUGUCAGACGUUUAAUCUCUCUGUGUCAGCUCCUGUCAUCCCCACAUCUCUCUCCUCUCCGUCGACGUGUCCCUCAGUUUUCCUCUCCUUCCCUCUUCAUCUCUCCUCCGUCUUCAUUUUCCGUCUGCUCGCUUCUUUCUUCCUCUCUGUAUUCAUCACUGUCUAUCCGUCUCUUAUCGUUUCCCUCCAUCUCCUUCGCUGUCGUCUUUUGUCUUUUUUUCCCUCUCCGGUCCUUUGUUAGCCCGUCUGUCUCUGCCUCCUCCCCGCUGAUCACUCUUUGACAUCAAAGUCUAUCACUUUUCACUUAUACUCCCUUUGUCUUCGCUCAGCAGGCUCCUGCAGGUCUAUUUUAGUGUUUUACUAUCUGCCUCUGAAUCCCUGAGGGUGAAUUAUUGAACAGACUGACCCCUGGCUCCACAGCUGCUGUUUGGGUGUGGUUGUGUCUCGCCUCUCCAAAUGUAGAUCACUUUUUAAAAGCCUGAUGAAACCCAAAUCCAUAAAAGACUCCAAACUGUGAGAUCAGUUGUUAAUCAAACAACGAUUACAUAACAGGGUUUUGUUAUUAAGGUUGUAUUUCUAGGUGUAUUUGUUCCUCUUCUCCUGUGUCAGUUAUUCUUUUGUUCCUGUUGUGUUUUUGGUCUCUUAGUUCUCAGUGUUUUCUUUCUCGUUGUGUGUCUGGUUUAGUUUGACUUUCUGUUUUAUUUUGUAGUAGUCAAUCCUUGUGUUUCAGGUUUAGUGUUACUUCUUGUGUUUUCCCUCCUCACUGAUUGUCUGCACCUGUGUCUUAAUUACUUGUUACCCCGUCUAUUUAGUCCCUGUUUAGUCUCUUCCCUCCUUGUUGGUUCAUUGUUUGUGUUUCUUCAUGUCUUUGUCUCAGCCUGUUGAUUCUGUGCGCAACCCGAAACCGUGUUUUUCCCAGUUUUUUAAGUCUUAGUUUUUCAUUUGGAUUUCAGUUGGACAUUUGUUUGAGUUUAGUCUUUUACUUGGGUCCUCCUUUUUCUGUUUGUUAACACCUGACAGAUAACAGGAGGGUUUAGCUGAGCGAUAACAUAGCACUAGCUAACACACUUUAGCCUAGCUUAAAAAGAGCAUCUCAGCUUAGUCUUUUAGCUAACUGCUAACUAUGAUGUAUGUUAAAAAAAGAAACUACUUGUCUUAACAGUUUUUUUUACCGUGAUUCUGACCAUACCAAUCAAGUUUUGGAGGAGAAAAUAAAGGAAAUUUUACAACGCCACAGACAAGUCCUGUUCACUGGUUGGUGGGUACUUAGCACGCUAGUGACAGAGUUUGGUUUUAGGAGGCAAAGUAAUGUUUUCUUCUUGUUUUAUAUUAUAAGACAAGAAAUUUACGGCGAAUACUAAAACAGGAAGAGGGGUAAUAUACGGUUGUUUUCCGGUCAAAACAGGACGAAUCUGACUACAGUGCUACUUUGAAGAGUUGUUUUGUGCUAAGUUUAUGCUAGCAUUUGCAUCAACUCCCUAACCCAAACCCUAUAACCUGACAGGUAGCAGGGGAGUUUAGCUAAGCGAUUACCUAGCACCAGCUAACACACUUUAGCCUAGCUUAAAAAGAGCAUCUCAGUAUCUCUAACUCCCUAACACUAACCUUAACACGCAACACAUAGCAGGGAGUUUAGCUGAGGGGUAAGAUAGCACUAGCUAAAACACUUAAGCCUAACUUAGAAAGAGCAUCUCAGCUUAGCCUUUUAGCUAACUGUUAACUAUGAUGUAGGUCAAAAAAAUUAUUUGUCUUAACAGUUUUUUUUACUGUGAUUCUGACCAUUCUGACAAGUUUUGGAGUAGAAAAUGAGGAGUCGUUUUGUGCUAACUUUAUACUUUGGUUAUGGAUAGGAAGGUGGGCAUUAGCUUUCUUAAAAGGCACACAUCAGUUGACCCCAAUGCUAUUUUGUAGAGUUGUUUUGUGCUCUAUAGUAAUGACCAUUUCUAUUUUCUGAAACCUUUUUCUUCACAUUUAAAGGUUUUUGAUGCUUCUUGUGCAUUUCACCCUUGUCAAAAGACUUAUUUUAUCGCAGUAAGAUAUAUUUACGCAAGGAGAGCAGCAGCAAAGACACCUGAGGAACAUAACAGAGCAGAGCAGAGAUCAGUGACACUUUGACACCGAUGAGGCGUAAAAAGCGGAAGCUGGCGGUGGAUGUGGUUUGGGGGCAAAGCAGGAAGCAGUUUACAUAUUUCAAACAUUUACCAGUUGGGUGCAUUGAAGGAAAUCGCCUGAGCUCACUUUUGAAUACUUCAAACAUCCGUCUCUGUGAGUUUUGUGCCUUUUCGAGUUCAGGGUCGAGAUGAGGCGCGGAUACUUACAGCUCCUACUCUUUUCUUCAAUGUGUCUCAGAUGGAAGACAGCCAGUGUGUAUUUUUAUACGUGUUUGUUCGCUGACGCAAGUGUUGGCUUCUGUUGGAAAAAGGACACUUUUACAGAAAUAGCAAUCUGUUUUCAGUCCAAACGUGGGCUGAAUUAAGUCUUUUUUUCUUUCUUUUGUUCUUUACACAAAGAUGAUCUUGAGGUCUUUUCAAGUGUCGCUUUAGUUUUCUUGGUUGAUGAUCCACUGGAGAGUCAGAAAGUGGAGAUGACACAUAAUCAGUGUUACAAUGGCAUCAUACUUUAGUGGCAGCGUGGUCAGCUGAGUCAUCGAUUUACCACACAUGACCCAAGUCUAUCAGGCUCGUUACUGGAUUGAUUUCAGCCAGGUAUACCAGAUAAACUAGAAAAUAACCUGUUAAUACUGAAAUACUCAACUGUACCAUGGUUGUUCUUCUCAUAAUCCAUAAUUGUUCCCAUCAUGAUAAGACGUUUCCUCUGUUUGUUGCAUUAAUUAGCAGAGGUGGGGGCUUGACGACUCGACUCAAGACUCGACUUGGACUUGAGUCUCGUUUUUGACUUGCUUGAUGAAAUCAAGAAAUGACUUGGACUCGCUUGGGACUUGAUUGCUGAAGACUUGAGACUUGACUUGACUUGAGCCCAGUGACUUGAAUAGUCAAGUCUUUUCAAGUCACUUAAUAGUUUAUCUGAUUAUUUUUUGUAUGACAUGUAAAAUAGUUUGUUUAAAGCUGCACUAUGUAACUUAACACAAACAAGAACCCUUGUUUAAUAAUAAAUGCAAAUAGUGAAAAAUGCUCAUGAUUUAUGUAAAUCUUUACAUAUAACAAAUGGUUCAUGGCUCUGAUAUGACUUGUUUUUGACUUGAAAGAAACUGUAAGGACUUGGUUCGGACUCAAUGCAAAAUUCCUAGGACUUGGUUGGGACUCGAAACAAAAAGUUCAGGACUUGGACUUGACUUGGGACUUGUCUGUGUUGACUUGGACUUGACUCGAGACUUGAGAGCAAACGACUUGGACUUGCCUCGGACUUGAGAGAAAGACUUGAGACUCGACUUGGACUUGCAACAUAGGGACUUUCCCCCACCUCUGUUAAUCACAUUCCAGCAGUUUUCUGACUUGCCAGGUAUCACUAUACGUGGAUCAUUACAUCUCCUAAGCAUCCUCUCCUUCUCUUUGUUUACAGGCUGUUUAAUCUGACCCUCAAGAAGCUGAUCAUGCUGAAGGAGCUGGAUAAAGACCUCACCUCUGUCGUCAUCGCCGUCAAACUGCAGGUAUGAGACGUUUUCUACAGGAAACACGGCAGCAGCAGCAGCAGCUCGAGGGAAAGGUUCAGGGUAUUGAUUCAGUUUUAUUCACAAAUACGUCUGUUAGAAAAAUCAAUGAAACAUAAUUGGAAACGAUGCUAUGAUGUGUUGAAAGAAAAACGUGAUGGAGAGACGUAAUGUAGUUUAAAUUGUUGUUCGAUUUCACCCUAAAACACAGAGAUGGUGUAUGCAGCCUGAUAAAUAUCCAAGUCAUCGCAGUCAAACAGGAGAAAAAGGUGUAAAGAUUAAAACCCGUUUGACAGCAUGGCCGAGUUUUGUUGGUCUAUUAAAGGCACUGUUGCAAAAAGUCAUUUAAAUAGUCAUUAGUCUAGACCAGGCUUUUUUUAUGAGGGGGUUAUUCAGUAUAACUGAGCUUUAAUUUCUGCAAAGUUUAUUAAAUGGAGUCAUUUCUUGCAAGGCCGUCUGUACAUAAGAUUCAAUCCAAGUCAAUUCAGUUGACUCUAAACUGAAUAAAGUAAGAGUCACUUCAAUUCAGUUCAAUUCAAAUCAGUCAAAUCAAGUCCAAUCCAAUAAGAAUUCGUUCAGUUCACUUAAUUGCAUUUAAUUAAUCCAAUUCCAUUUAGUAAUAUUUAAUUAAUUUCAACUCAACUAAAUUUAAUACAGUUGAAUCCAAUCCAAUCAAAUUCAGUUCACCUCAAAUCAAUUUAAUAUAAUUAAAUUUAGUCAAAUCUAAUCCAAUCUAAUUCAGUUAAAUUUAAUAGACUUGAUUUAAUGUACUUCACUUUAAGGCAGUUUAACUGAAUUUAUAUCAGUUCUAUUCAGUUUAAUUCAGCUCACUUCAGUUCAGUCUAAAGGUCCUUACACACUGUGGCCGACACGAAUAUACAAUGCAAAAUUACGAAAUAUUGACAAAAAAAAAAUAUUGACGUCCGAAAUAAUCGCACGAUAAAAACUGUCCCGGUGUGAAAGGAUGUUAACUAAUUUUUUUUUUCAGUUUAUUUUAACUGAUCUCAAGUCAGUAUUAUUCAGUUUCUCUUGAAAAAAAAGGGCCAUCAGUUAACAUGGCAAAGUAAAAACUUUUAUUUCAACAAAAUAUUGGAGUAGCAAAAUUGCUGUGUCAGCAUAAAAAAAAAACAACUCACUUUCCGAUCAUAUUUUUUUGGAUACGCACCCAUGUACUUCAGCGCAAUUUAGUUAAUUUUCAAUAAUCAACAUCUUUUUAAGUUAAAACCUUUAAAAUGUUAAAACCUUUGCAAUGACUGUUUUUCAUAAGUUAGGGUUGUGUUACGAUAAUAAACAAUUUUUAGUAAAAAUCAAGUUUUUAAGAGUAGGUCAAACAUCUGCUUGUGUUACGUGACAUUUUCUUUAUCAGCACUGUGUGAAGCAUGGAAAUCAAAACUAAAAGUACAAACCAUUUUAAGCGUCUUUUAGCUGAUUUUACUGCUCUGAUAUCAAAGUUGUAUUUCUGAUGUUGUGAAAACCUCUUCUGUUCCUGUAAAGCUGUUCAGUGUUUUGCUGAGUCAGCUGAUUGCUUUUAAAAAAAAGCACUUCCUUCUCUUUGUUUACGGCUGAAAUGCUUUCUUUAACUCCUCCACAGCUGCGCGCCGUGAAUUACUUUUGUUUUUGACAGCAGGGAAAGCAAAGCCGGCGUCGGUUUGUUUGACACCAGCGAAUGAGCGAAUGUCGGAUUUGGUCUCGCUGUUUUUCCAUUAAACACAUUUAGGGUAGAAAUUUCAGAGUUUAUCCACAUUUGAGUUUGCUCAUGCUGUUCUUCAUCCCUCCUCUUGUUGCUCUUCAUUUUGUCCAUAAUUGGAGAACGAAUUUAUUCAAACGAAGCACUAAAGGAAGUCUGAGGUGUUUUAAUUCCCCUUAAACGCUCUGGCUCCUCUCCCAGUUCCUCCUUCUUGGCGUGCUUUCUUCUCUCAUCAUCUCCAUCUUGUUUUCUAUCUGAGUAAACCAAUAAAGUCUCUGUUGUUCCUGGCACAUAAUACACUGUAAGCUCUUUUAAUUCUUCCUCCAUGCUGCCGCCGUAUACCCAAUCUCUCCUCUCCUUUCCCCCUAUCUGUCAAUUCCCUCCUCUUCCCCGACCUCCUCUGCUCCCACGCUUCCCUCGCUGCGUGCGGUUGAUGAGAGUUCAUUGUUUUUGACUCUGCUGGUGUCGGGCUCAGCGUGGUAACAGUCAUCUCUCCCGUCUUUGCCCACUUAACUCUUCUACACUCAUGACGUUCUGGCUUUUGUCUCCUCUGUGUCGCCUACUCAGGGCUCCAAGAGGAUCCUCCGCUCCAAUGAGAUCCUGCUGUCCUCGGCGGGGCUGACAGAGACUGACCUGCAGCUCACCUUCUCCCUGCAGGUAAAGAUUCGGCCGUGGUGCCUGUCAGUCAUGAGCAAACAGAGGCUUUGUUCUGGGGCGAAAAUAACAAGCCGUUUAACUAUGAAUAGCUGUACCCACGUCGAAUCUGAGAGGGAAAUAUCACGAUGGAUAAAUGAUUCAAAAGGUCCAGCUGCUCUGAUUUCAUCUCCACCUUCGUCGACUUUAAAUAAUCUAGAUCGUAGCCAUCAAAUGUUAUUACAAACAUAAGUGAAGCAUCUUAAACCCAAAACUUGAAGAUAGUCUUGUUUUUAAUCAAGAUCAUCUCACCAUUUCUUUCUUUAUUUACAUUAAUUGACAUGUCAGCAAAACCAUCAAUGUAAAUUUGUCGGAGUUAGCGUAAAUGCUAACUUUAAUCCUUUGUUGUAAAGCAGAUGUUUAAAAACGUUGAAACGGUACAUCACAUAUACACAAUACAUGAUGACAAACAGAUAAAACAAGCAAGAUUUUACAUCCGCUAAGUUACUGUAGUGUUUUUGCUAAAUGCUAGCAUCAUUGUACUAGCUAACUCAAAGACCCGGGAAUUGCACUAGGUCCGGAAUGGCUCCACUCCAGACCAGCAGGCAGAUCAAAUAUGCAAGCAUGCAGCGCCCACCGGAUUCGGUCCACCGCCACAAUCAGAGUAAAAGCGAUCACAAGAUUACGAUAUUUCUCGCGAGACUGGAGGUGAUCUCAUUAGAUCGCGAUUUUUGCUAAAUGCUAGCAUCAUUAUGCUAGCGAACUCAUAGUUAUGACGCUAACGCUUCAAACUUUUAAAGUAACCAGAAUUCAGAAACACAGCUUGAUAUUUUGACUUCCUAAAACUCUCUAAUCACUGUUCAUGUAAAUGUUAAAGCCACGAUUUUAGCAAGUCGAGUUUAAGGUUUUUAUUUCUUAAGCACUUACAAAUAACAAAAACGGUACAAUGGAAUAAAAACAAACACAAUUUCAAUGAACAAAUACAUAAAAAUAAAAAUGGAAUAAAGGAUAAAAAGGAUGUCAAUGUGCCCACUCUAAAAAGUUCUAGAAAAGUCAUUCAAAAAGGUUAAAAAACUUUCUCGAUAACAUCCUCAGGGGACCAUGAAAGUACAAAGUCUAGUUGUCAUUAGCUGGGGAAACAUCUUGAGCUAAACCAGAUCACAGACUCAAACUGGCACCAAAGUAAAAAAAGUUGGCCAAAAUAAUUAAAAAUAAAUCUUUGGGGUUCAUCCAUUUGGGACUAUGAAUGUCAAACAGCAGGUCUUUUAGAAGUUGCAAAUUUUAAGAAUAAAUCAUCUGGAGACCCUGAAUAACUCUGACAAAUUAAUCUACAUCAUAAUUAAUAAAUUCAUAGUUAAGCUUGACUAAAAAAGCUGCAAUAGAAACUACAUUUUUGGGUUCAUCCUCUGGAGAGCAUGAGUUUUUGCACAGAUGUUUGCGCCCAAAUACUUAAUAGUGAAAAAUAAAUUUAGUCAAAAGUAGAAAUAACAGUCAAAGUUGGGGGGUAGAAGAACUGGCAUUUUUGGGUUUAUCCUCUGGAGAGUGUGAAUCUUUGCACAGAUGCCCAUUGACUUAAUUGUGUAAAAGAUAUUUUGAUCAAAACUAGAAAUAUCAGACAAACACCGUAAAUGGGCGCGGAAGAAUGGGGCAUUUUUGGGUUCAUCCUCUGGAGAGUGUGAAUUCUAGUAGAAGUGUUUCUGCUAAAAAAAUCACUUAGUCACUUAAGAGUGUAAAAAAAAAUUCAAUUAAAACUAGAAAUAUCAGCCAAAGUUAGUAAACAGAUGUAGAAGAACUGGUAUUUUUAGGUUUAUCCUCUGGGGAGUGUGAAUUUUAGGAGAAAUGUCUGUUCACUGGAGAUACCAUAGAAAAAAUACAGUCAGGGAAAAGAGAAGCGCUUCUUUACGUAUCUCUUUCCAGUUAAAAAGUUCUCUGAUAUUAAGUGUGUUUGUUUUCCCAUCUUUAAGUGAAGCAUUUAUAUCUGUCGGAAACUCCUCUGUGUGCGAUGAAUUUGCAGUAACAUGAAAAACGUGGCCUCGGUUCAGAGGUGGUGUGUGCAGUAAUCAUCAUCAGACCUUUAUUGAACGUUCACUUUCUCCGAGCAUCCAGGCGGAGUCUGGUUAAUGUAAUUCCCAGCGAGGUCUCUCCUGCUCUAAUUUGCCUUUUUCAAUUUCCAUGUUUCUAAAUGCUGCUGAAAGGUCAGGGAGUUUCUCUCUCUGGAUCUGAGCGAGUGCAGCGAGCCAGACGUUAUACAUUAUACACUAAACUUGUGACAGCGGCAGCACUGUGGAGAGGAAACCUAUUAGAGCCCAGCGGCAGGACCAUUUCACGGCUUUAAAACGCCGUACAGGAGAGCUGGUGUUUGUCCCGUUUCUGGUGCAGCAGGUGAGAUCUCUAAUGACGGGUUAUGUCAAUGUUCUUAUGUGACUAAAUGGUUCGACACUUCAGGACGCCAGAGACGGGUCAGCGGGUGUGGAUGUCUUACACAACGCCCCCUCAGGAGGGCCUCAUUACUGCCACCUAGGAAACGAGAGUCACCUCUUUAAUCGUCUGUGUUUAUGUGUACCAACAGUAUCCACACUUCUUAAAGAGGGACGCCAACAAGCUUCAGAUCAUGCUGCAGCGGCGGAAGAGGUACAAGAACCGGACCAUUCUGGGCUACAAGACCCUGGCCCUGGGACUCAUCAACAUGGCAGAGGUAUAAAAACAUGAGAAAUCGAAACUUAAAGGGAUAUUCCGUGUAAAAUCACCGUAACAAUGAGUUAGACACCCCCCCAAGAGAUGAAUGUUGCCGACCGCUUGCUUCUCUAGUUAUACCAACUUUAGUAACGACCGCACGCUAGCAAUACACAGCGGUCUGAGGAGCCAUAAACAAACUCAACCAAAACGCCACUCUAACUUCUCACUUCCCUAACUUCAUCAACAGUACAUACAGGGUCCCAGUCAUAGUCCUAGCCACCAAACAUCUUUUUAACUUUGACUAAUUUCUUUAGCGAAGAGACUAAACACAACUCACCGUCUCUCUUUCAGCAGCCGCUUGUUUGUAGCGAGACCUCAGGCCAGUCCAUUAUGGUACAGCGGGGUGACACAGCUCAAGGAAGAACGGACCCCUUAAAGGGCUUUAACAAAGUAAGGCAAGUGUCUUCUGUUACAGACACUUGCCUUACUUUGUUAAAGCCCUUUAAGGGGUCCGUAAGAUCCCAAAAUGUUCCCCAUCGUUUAUGCUAAUUUUGACCCGGCUUGUUAUCCGGUCUACCUCCUUUUUUUAAGCGCCUGUUAUUCCGCCAAAGUUUCCGGUAUUUAAUUCGUUUUCUUGCUUGUGUUUUGCAGUCGUGGCCAAAGGAGGAUUCAGACAAUUUUCUGUACUUUCUGGUUGGUUUCUACUGUCCGAUAUUUUGGCACGCUAUCUUUUGGUGCGUUCAAGUUACCUCGGAAGUCAGGAGUCCGACCUGAAAAUGACGUCACACCAGAGUUCCCAGCGUUUCAGUUACCAAGUCGUAAAAAAGCAAAAUCGGAGGCCUGAAACAAGAUGACUACAUCUAUGAAAGUUAUUUUAGCGCUUGCCUUGAUUUUGCUUUUUUUCCGACUUGGUAACUUGGGCUCGUGAACGACACAGGGGAGCAGCAUCUGCCUCACAACCAAUCAGGUUGGGGGAGGUGGAGAACAGCUUUGUUUACAGUCAGAAAGAGCGGGCCUCUCAAAAAUUAUAAAAUGUUGACUACAGUGAUGUAACAAAACACAGCGAUAUCAUUAUAUUACCAAAUGUCAUCAAUGACUAAUAGCUAUUGACUGAUAUUUAAAGCUUUUUUGUUUAUACACCGCAAAAAAAGACGCUUCUUUAAUGGAAUCCUGCCUACCCCACCUUUAAGACUCUGGUAAGAAAUACUUUACAUUUAGGGCCAAAUAACAGAGUUUUAAACAUGCAAUUCAAAGCACAAUUAAUCGCAGUUAACUCUGAAGAUUCUGCGAUUAAUCGCGAUUAAAAAAACAAAUCUUCCAACAUCCCUAUUAUAAAUCAUCAGCUGAUUAUCUUCAUGCAGACAAGUUCUUGAGUGUAUUUUCAGCUCCAAGCACGUCCAGCAGAAGCAGAUGGAGGUUUGAGCCGCGUGUUUGAGGGUCAGCUGUGAGCUGUUGAGUCAGCGGAGUCUCAGCGUCCCGGCAGAUCUGAGCUUGACCCAACAAACGAGCGGCCGCAGACUCAUUUCCCUAAACUCGCAGCCUCUGCCUCCUGCAUCUGUCCAAUCUGAGUGUAACCUUAUUUUAGAUUCGGCUUUCUCAGGCAAAUCUAAUCCUCCGGGUUCCUUCUUUAUCUUUCGGAAACUUUGAUUCAAACUUAUUUAGUGCUUACCUUCCUCUAACCUUUAUCCAGACCUCAUUCAAGCGAGUGCACUUUAAAUCUCAAAGUCAGACUCGGAUCUUUGGCCCGCCGUUCUCUUCUCAGUCGCCAUAAAUGUCGCCAUAAAUCAAAACCACCAAUUAAAUUUUAGCAUCUUUUGCCAAAAGCGUCCCGCGCUCUCCGUCCCUAACAAUAUGAGACCUUUAUAAAACGGGCUGUGAUUUAUGACGCGUGUCUGUCCGUGCGCACAUGUGGAUGUUCCUGGUGGCUUUGUCUGGGCUGAUGUCAGAAUUAUUUACGGCGUCGAGCACCUUGAACAAACUGGCUCACCUUAAAAUUCUCUAUUGAGGGAAAAGGACAUAAAUGAGGACUCAAUCAAGAAACAGGUCCAGUUUUUGAGCAUUUCUAUACAAUCAGAUUUCAUGAGCCUCUAUUGGCGGACUCUAAAGAGGUCAAAUGCAGACUCACAUGCAUGAAGGGUUCAAACUCACUUCCUUUUAAAGGCACAAUAAAAGUCUCUGAUGGCGGACUUGGCCCUGAGCUCUGUGUGUGUAUGUGUCAGAUGAAUUAUCCCCUAUAGGGGACACGCUUGGCUUUUACGUCAUACAUUUGUAUCUGAAAUGGCGUUUUGAUGGCGCCGUGCUUCUUCAAUACGACAGGCUCCACCGACCCAGCAGGUACUGUCGGGACGAACUGUUGAACCUGGCUGAAACUCAAAAGUUCUUCAACUGAUCAGUUCAGAGGUAAAGGACCGAUUUUGUCCGUCUCAGAGCAGAAACAUUUUCUAUGUCAGAAAAUCAAUUUAAAGCUCCAGUAAGGAGUUUUUCUCAAGUAUGAAAUAAACUGAAAUGUCGUCCUGUACUUUUAUCAAAGUGUUCCUAAUGAUUUUACUCUCUUUAAAUGGUCAAAAAAUAUCACUACAGCAGUUAUAUGUCAUUUAAAACAACUCCAUAGAUUUCGGCUUUUUCCGAAAUCAAUCACUCAAUCCCUAACCCCUAUAUGGAAUUUCACUAUAUAGCUGACUAUGUUGUGAACUCAAUCACCAUAUUUCGGAUACUACAUGGCAAGACGCAAUGCAUGACAGGAUGCCCACCACCGGUGAGUGACCAUCGGAUGGUCACUACAUUUUGCAAUGCUCUAUGGGAAAUUUUUCAGUCGCCUACAUGGGGCAUUGGAAUUGAUCACUCGCGCUAACCAGGGAUCCAUUUCGGACACAGCCUUAGUCAAUGUUAUCUUGACUUGGGAGCCCUGACGAGUUGAUCACCGCGUGCAGUGGAGUUUCGCAGCUCAAGGAAGAACAUUUAUGAUCAUUGCUUCAUGGAAAUACAAUCAGACCGAGACGCUAAGGCAGAAGAACUACAGCGUCUGCAGUAUCAUGAUGAUCAUACUUCAUGGAAAUGAUCCGCUGCACUCGGUAGUUGACUCGUCAGGGCUCCCCCAUGAACAAGUGGCUGCUGGAAGAGAGUAGGUGAGUUGCGUUUAGUCUCUUUGCUAAGUUGUUGAUGAAGUUAGGUGCUGUUCUGAGCAUUAUUUGUAGCUAUAGAGUGGCAUUUUGGUUGAGGUUUGCGCGUGGAUACGUAGACCGCUGUGUAUUGCUAUCGUGCGGUCGUUACUAAAGUUGGUAUAACUAGAGAAGCAAGCGGUCGGCAAAAUUCAUCUCUUAAGGGGUUGUCUAACUCAGAGUUAUGGUGCAUUUGACCCUAACUUAAAUUUAAGUUGGAAUAUCCCUUUAAAGCAUUUCUGUCAAACAUGACUUUUAUUCAACUUUUUCUCUAUUAUAACUUGCAAUCGCAACACUUUCAAGUUGAUUUGAUUUUUCUUCUCCUCUCCUUCAAAGAGAGCGUGUUGCUGCUCGCUGAUCAAAAGGAAAAUUACUCGCACUUAAAUUUGAUUUUUUAAGAAAUCACUUCAUGUCCUUAAGUGCCGGUUUGCUCCUUUUUUCGGAUUUUAAGAAGCAUUUUGCAAAAUGAACUCGCAGAAAAAAGUCCCUCACUCUGUCCCUUUAAAUAUGUAUGUUUGAAACAUUUGCAUAAUCGCCUCUCUGUCUGGAAAAACGCUUCGAACUGAACAGCAGACAGGUUCGCUGACUCUCUGCCAAGCACGCUGAUGUAAAGCAGUAACAUCUUUUUAAUGUGUGGCUGAAGCUGCCUCCAUAAUAAGCUGCUCAGACUCCAUUAACUCUGAGUGUGACCAGACUGCUGAGACAGGCUGGAUGUCUGUCAGACGAACACAUUCACACACACACAGAGAAGAAGUGAUGCUGCUGUUUGUCGCUGCUGCAGCUGCAGAGAGAUUUCUGUGUUCAUGUUUUCUGCGUCGUCGUCGUCGGUGACAGUGUCUGCUUUGUUAAUCCCUGAUACUGCUAUUUUUGUUUACUUCUGCAGCCUCCCCCUCUCUCCUCGUUCCAUUAUCAUCCUCCUCUGAACAUCUGCCUCACGUCUGAAUUCAUUUCUUCUCUCGCUGCUCUCUAACCUCCCUCCCUGUGUUUUCCUCUGCCUACACGGCCCCCUCUCUUUCGGCACUUCCUUUGAAGCUUUUCACAUCACGUCCGGUGUUUAUCCUCUCUUUUCUCGUAUGAAAGAAGGGCAACAGCUAAAAAUACGGCUUUCUAGAAAGUUUCUAUCCUCAGGCGUCGUGGUUAUAGUCCUGGUCUCAUUUGCAUCUUAAUGACUUUUUGUCAGUAGAUGCAUUUCUGAUCGGGGGUGAUGUGAGAGGGCAAGUAGUUAUUUCCAGAUGAACUGUAACGUCAUAAGCAUGAGUUGUCAUCCUUUCUGCGUCUAGGUAAUGCAGCAUCCUAGCGAGGGCGCCCAAGUCCUGGGGCUCCACAGCCAGCUGAAGGACGCUUCAUUACCCGUCGCAGAGGUCCGCGUCUACUCCCUGUCCAGCCAGCCCAUCGACCACGAAGGCCCCAAAGCAAAGAUGUCCGGUAAGCCUGCCAACGCGCACAAUCUCUUCAGUCUCCAACUUUUUUUUCUCUACGUUUUUGAUGUGUCCCCAUCUGUGUCUCUGAAGAUCGAUCCCCAGACAUCGACAACUACUCUGAGGAAGAGGAGGAGAGCUACUCUUCAGAGCAGGAAGGCAGCGACGAUCCCAUUCAUGGACAGGUGUGUUUGAAGAAGAGCAAGUGUUGAUUUAAGCAGCCAAUUACUCUCAGAGAUACUCUUACUCUCUUGAGUCAAUUUGCCAGCUGAGGAUGCUGUGUCAUGUUAUAUUUCGCUCACAGUAUUUCAGCUUUCUAGUGAGGGUACACAGAAAUGUCAUUCUUUGGCUAAGGACCAAGCUCGUGCUCCUUUGGUAAAGGGAUUGAACCCUCCACCCCGUACUCCCGGAGCACCCCCCACAGGAUUCCCCAAGGGACCCGGUCGUAGGCCUUCUCCAAGUCCACAAAACACGUGGACUGUUUAGGCAAACUCCCAUCUCCGGUCAAGAACCCGAGCGAGGGUGAAGAGCUGAUUCAUCGUUCCAUGACCGGGACAAAAUGUAUUGUUCCUCCUCGAUCCGAGGUUCAACUAUCGAUCGGACCCUCUUUUCCAGCACCCUGGCGUAAGCUUUCCCGGGUAGGCUGAGGAGUGUGUUCCCCCCUGUAGUCGGAACACACCCUCUGGUCCCCCUUCUUAAAGAUAGGGACCACCACCCAGGUCUGCCAUUCCAAAGGCACUGCCCCUGAUUUCCAUGCAAUGUUGUAGAGGCGUGUCAGCCAGGACAGCUCCGCCACAUCCAGAGCCCUCAGAUACCCUGGGUGGAUCUCAUCCGCUCCUGGAACUCCGUCGCCACAGAGUUGUUUUACUACCUUGGCGACUUGUACCCCAGUGAUUGGAUGGCUAUUUCAGCUGUUUAACAAUCAAAUACUUGAUUUUUGUUUGGAAAGCGUAAAUUAUGUUCCUUAUACACAUGUUUACCAAGGCUUAAAUUUGAAAAGUCAACUAGUCUAACAGGUCGGUAACACUCAACAUCACAGUUUCCUAGUAAAUUAUGUUUGUUUGCCGUUAGCAGAUCUAGCACCACCAGCCUCCUUGCAGGUUUGAAGCAUUACCAGAGCUGCCAAGCCUCACGCUUUGAGUGUGACAGUCACGCAGUUUCAGUUCCAUUCUUAAACCACAUGCCAAACUUGACAUUUCUCACACUUAUAUUUCCCGAGUCAAUACUCUGUAUUUACUUUUUUUUAUGAUAAUAAACUUGGCUCGCCGUAGUUCGAGUAACUCUGAUUGACGGACCAAGAUGACCAAUCCAUCAGUGCCUAAAUCUAACCAAACAUGGAAGGCACUGAUGCAUUGGUCUGGGAUUGGUCAUCUUGGUCAGUUGAUGAUCACACAUUAGAAUUCACUGAGAUCAAUGAGAAAUUCAUUCAUAUCAUGACAUCACCAGACACUGAAUAUCCUUAAAAGGAAGAACGCAACUUUGUUGCAUUGCAGCAGUAAAAGAGGCUUCUAGAAUGCUGGGGUUUAGAAUGCUGGGGUUUAGAAUGCUGGGUUCCGGAGUGGGGAAGACAGCAGCCUGAAAUAUGUUCAGUUUGUUUGUUUAAAGCCAUCUUUAAAGAUUCACAAUUUUCACAAUAUACAUGGGAAAAUCGAUCCCUAUCUGGUUUUUUUUACUGAGUGACCUCCUUUACUCAUGAUCCAAAUAUCUCGAAUGUAAGAAACUCAAGGAGGAAAUCCCAUCGUCUCUCGUCUCUCCUGUCAGACAGCCUUUGGUUAAUCUUGAGAACACAUUCGAGGUAUUUGACUCUUUUCCAAUUAACUCUCUCUCUCAUAAAAACCCACAUAUGGACAUCAAAGCUUAACAAGGUCAAGUCAAAUCAAUUAUGUAUCCUGAGUGUCCUCGGGAAGUACAGCCUGCUGCAUGCCCCCUGAAGAGGUCUUGAGAGGAGGGAAUUAUUUUUGAAUUAGACCCUGAGGUGCUUGUUAUAGUCCGACCUCUUCGCUCUCUCUUCCUCCUCGGGGACAAUCAGGACAAGAGACCUGCUGUUCCUCUCCAACUCCAGGUUAUUGGUUUUGCUGGUAUGGAGGUGACUGUUGAUGAAAAUAGUCUCUGUGACGACGGUAUGAUUCAUGCCGGGUAUUAGUCACUUGAAUUCUACAUGUCAAUGGGAGAAAUGAUCAGUACAUGUAUUAUAUUAUGGAGAAGGAACAUGGGCCUAUAUGUAACCGGCGGUGGCAGUUCCAGUUUUCACUGUGUGUGCCGACGCUUCGCUUAUGAAAGAAGGUGUGAGAGAGGAUGUGGGGGGGAAUCGGUGCCCAUCGGUGCGAGAGAUUGGAGGAACGAGUGAAAGGAGCGAACAGACAGUCGGGAGAGAUAAGGAAGGAGUCACAAGGCAAUGGAGGUGGGAUUGAAAAGACUGAAAAUAGGGAGGCUGAGGAGUGGGGGAGGAGUGUGAAGGUGAAGGGUGAGGGAAGCUACUGAAGGGCAAGAGGAGCGAGGAGAGGCUGAAUCAAGGAUUGUUAAAUUAGAUUUUUAAUUUUAAGACAUUGUGAGACACCUGUAGGGGGGACGACUGCACAAUAUUAUGUCAUCUUGAUUAGAGUGUUAUGGAAGAGGAUUAGGGCCAGUGGGAAAAAAAAUAAAAGGUCCAAUAUAUUUUUUUAUUAUUAUUCUAAGUCAGAAUAAUAAAAAAAAAUCUGAUUUUUGAGUUUAAACUCCUUAAACAAUUGAAUCUCGGAAUUUUGACUUUAAACUCAAAAUACGUAAAAUCCCGAAAUUCUGACUUAAAUCUCGGAAUACUUAAAUCUCGAAAUUCUGACUUAAAUCUCGGAAUACUUAAAACUCAGAAUUCAGACUUUAAUCACGGAAUUUUAAAUUUAAACUCAGAAUACUUGAAUCUCGGAAUUAUGACUUAAAUCCCGGAAUUCCGUAUUUAAACUCAAAAUACCUAAAUUUGGGAAUUCCAAUGUUUUUCUCAGAAUUCUGACUUUAAACUCAGGUUUCUGACUUUAAUCUCGGAAUUCUAACUUUAAACUAAAAAAACUUCAAACCCAGAAUUCUGACUUUAAUCUCGGAAUUCUGACAUAAAUUUCGGAAUUCUGACUUUAAUCUUUAAAUACUUAAAACUCCGAAUUCAUACUUUAAUCACAGAAUUCUGACUUUACACUCAGAAUUCAGACUUUACGACCGAUAUAUAACGCUUAUAAUUUAAUAUCAUUCCAGGCUCAGAACAAUCUAACAAAUGCACUCCAAGUUUAGUCUGUCGGAAAUGGUUUGUUCCAUCAGAGGCUCAGAGCGUCCAGAGCAACAGCUAGCUACGUAUCUUUCUUUAAACGAGCUAGCGAAGCCAUUGUAGCUCAUUUUUCACACAAAUGGUGAAUUUUUAUUUAAACUUCUGUUUCAUGUUGAUCCAGGCUUUUGUUAUACAUAACUUUUCAUAGUUAGGGGUGCAGCUAAGUUGGUAAAAGCCCACCUAAGCUUCUCAUAUUUGCCCGUGUCAAGGUUGAUCAAAAGUAGCUUGAGUUAGCAUUUCCAAUGUAGCGCUAGCUAUUUUUGGACUUAUCCAGAAACCAGUAGUUAAAGUCAUAGAGGCUAUAUCCAUUUCACAGAUUGUGGAUGUUUGUACGAAGUGUUGCUCAUGUUUCUUGCCCUGCUUGACCGUGUUAAAAUGUUAAUCCCAGACCAUGACUUUUGAUUCCGGUCAGAAAUGCGAAAUUCGGGUUCGGGUUAAUCUUCAUUUCCAGUUGUGAACAAACAUAAUGACAAGUUAUUUCUAUUUCAUACUCAAACUUUGUGUCUUUGCUUUUUUCCAUUUUUUUUUCAGUAUUUGUACGACGAAGAAGACGAAGUGAGGAAGAAAAAACCGAGGCGCAAGCUUCCUUCGAACGCUGCCAUUACCAGAGUAAGAAAACCACUCCUCCUGUCAUUUAUCCAUCCUUUAACCCUCUAUCUCGAUCCGCCUCGUAAUUUACUGCAAACCUGCUCAUGAAAAAAAGCCCGGAGUGUCCCCUCAACCGCCUCCUGCCUCACCUCAUUCAACCUCGCCUCGUUUCUUGGCUCCUUAUCAGUCCUCAAACCUCCCCUCCCUGUUUGUCACUUUGUCUAUAAAUCCAUUUUCUCCCUCUCACCCUGGAAACAUGUAUUUCCUUCCAAUUUACCGGGGGACAAGUCAACACAUGCACAGUUGAUAACACUACCUCCUUCCUGGGAUGCAAGGACACGCAUGCCCACACGUACACAGACGCUUGUGCACAAUCACUCAGCGGGAGCAGAGAUUAAAACACGAAAUUGUCUGCAACCCUGAAAAGUUACAAUGACCUGCAAUUUCUCUGAAGGAGAGCAUUUUAUAAGUCAGUGUGUGUGUGUGUGCGCAUGUGUGUGUUAAAGAGUGUGAGGCUGUGUGUAUUUGUAGAUAGCAGCAGGAGUUUGUCUCAGCAGGUUAUUAAUGGAGUGCCCAUGCGGUGGUCUCAGAGAGAUUGUCCCCGCCGUUCCUCUAACACCACCGCCUGUGGGCAACACACAAACACACGUACUUGCAGUUAUGUCAAUUUGAGGACUCUUAAUAACGCCUUACCUUAAUGAGAAUCUCAUUCAGUACCUCAGUCCUUACACAAACCUUACUUAAGCGGAAAUUUCUUCAUUUUUCAAAAGGUCCUCAUUCGGCAGAAACUUAGACAUGGUCCUCACUAAGAUAAGAAAACAAGUUCAGUCUCAACACACACUAAAAAAAAUGAUCAUUUCUGUGAGGCUCAGGUACAUGUGGGACAAGGACACACUUCAAACCCAUUACCCACUGAAACCUCCGCCCUGGACUAACACACAAACACGUUUAAGUGUUUUAAGAGGGACAUUUGACCCCGGGAUAAACACAAAGUUGAUCCUCUUCAGUUUCUAGUAAAAAUUUAGGAAACAGCCUCCAAAGACACUUGACCUCUUAACAGCCUCUCAUAUUUACACUCAGGAUGCUGAUGAGAUUUUGUGCUUGUUGUUUAUGUUCUCCACCGCUUUCACCUGUACUCACUAGUGGCUAAUGCAGUUUAGGAUUUUAGCUUUCCUGUGCACUCAGUUUGAAGUAGUUCAACUUUGGGAACACUAACACACUCCACACUGUUUCCUCUCCUUUAAGAAAAGAAGAAGUAGAGGAUAAAAAAACAAUCAGACUUGUACUUAUGAGGGUUUAGUGUCCAAGUUGAGCUACUUUUAACCCCUUGACAUGGUUGCUUAAGUUGAAUAAGAUAUUAGAUUAUGUUAGAUUCAACUUUCUUGUCAUUACACUUGUUUAGAACAAUGCAACCAAAUGCAGUUUAGCAUCUAAUCAGGAGUGCAAUCAUGCAAGUAUCAAAUAGUAUUAACAACAUAGAUAAAAAUAUAUGCAUACCUAUAUAUAAAUGUGUGUAUAUAUAUAGAUAUAUAUAUAUAUAUAUGUAUGUAUGUGUGUAUAUAUGUAUAUAUUUAUAUAUGUGCAUAUAUAUGUGUGUGUAUAUGUGUGUGUGUGCAAAUAUAUUUACAAAUAUAUAUACAUAUGUGUGUAUAGAAACAAAUAUACGUGUGUAUGUGUAUAUAUGUGUGUAUAUAUAUACAUAUAUAUACAUAUAUGUGUGUGUAUAUGUGUAUAUAUGUAUGUAAGUGUGUGUAUAUGUGUGUUAGGUGUAUAUUUGUAUAUAUAUGUGUGUAAAUAUAUGUAUUUCUACACAUAUAUACAUAUGUAUAUAUACACAUAUAAUUGUGUGUAAAUAUAUAUUUAUAUAUAGAUACACACACAUAUAUGUGUAUAUGUAUAUAUAUAUAUAUAUGUACACAUAUACACAUAUAUGUGUACAUAUAUAUAUAUAUACACACACAUAUAUAUGUAUAUAUAUGUGUGUGUAUAUAUAUAUAUACACACAUAUAUGUGUAUAUAUGUAUAUAUGUAUAUAUAUAUAUGUGUGUGUAUAUAUGUAUAUCUAUAUGUAUAUAUACAUAUACGUAAGAGAUGGUAUGAAGUUGCUGUCAGUAUUUACAUUAAUUACAUUUAACUCACUUAUUUAAGCCUCCAAAGCAACUUGGAAUAGACUUAAAGGGAUAGUUCAGUAUUUUUAAAAUAUAUAAGUAAGUGUCUUAGCCACAAUGGAUACCAGCUAGUUCUAGCUAGAAAAUACCAGGAGCCUCAAAAUGAAGCCCAUUUUGAGAAACUGGCCCAAAGACUCGUAAAGGGGCCAAGCUGAUCAGCAUUUAUUUUGGAUCAUGCAACAUUUAACUUGUACAACCCCACUUUAAAAACACUGAAAUAGCCCUUUAAUAGAUACUGCUACAAGAGGCAAAAGUGGACACAGGCCCUCGUCCUGCAUUUUGCAUUUUUACAACAAAUCUACUGAAACCCAACAGUGCUGCUGGUUCAUUUUUGGUAAAUAUUGACUGAUUUCCUCCAUUAAAGGAAAACCACCUUUGUGCUUAUUCAGAAAAACAUCUGCAGACGGAGGUGCGACCUGCUAACAUCUAUAACACAUACCCUCAGUUUGAUAGAGUCACAGCCUGGGGUGUGAUGAAACACAGACACAGAUAACACAUUUCACCAUAUAUGACACGCAGAAAAAUGUCCCGCUGCUGCAUCCAUUAACUGCUGUUGUUUUGAGUCGCCAAGCGUGAAAUGCGAGCUUGGAAAUCACCGCUCCAUCCUGCUCCUGUCAUCUCUUUCUCAGCCGUACGUCCCCUCCCCCUCUGACACUUUCUGAAAUAUAUAUUUUUCUCGAGUCUCACUUUCUCCUCCUUCUUUAUCUCUUUUCUGUCUCGCAGCAACCGAACAUCAAGCAGAAGUUUGUGGCCUUGCUGAAAAGGUUCAAAGUCACCGAUGAGGUGGGUCACACAUCCACUCUAUGAUGGAGGUUUCGGAGAGCGUGUGCAGGAGUCGACGUGUAUUUUCAGUUCUGGUUUUGAAGGCGAAGAGAGGUGUGUGUGUGGGAGAGAUGUGGCAGAACAACUGAGAUACAGCUGGCAGCUCGAAGAAAAGAAACACCAAACAUUGUCAGUGAAGAGAGAGCAGAAAUGUGUCUAUUUUAAGGUGUUUAUUUUCCUCUGGAGAGAUCACAUCAAAGCACGAGGCUGACAGAUUUUUCAUGUCUUAUCAACACCGGCUCGAGCAUCAGGACUAGUUUUUAUUUUCCCUCUGCAUGUGUCUGUUGUUCACAUGUCUUCUAUGUGUCUCGUCCAGGUCGGUUUUGGCCUGGAGCACGUGUCCAGAGAGCAGAUCCAGGAGGUGGAGGAGGAUCUGGACGAGCUCUACGACAGUCUGGAGAUGUACAACCCCAGCGACAGCGGGCCGGAGAUGGAGGAGACCGAUAGCAUCCUCAGCACGCCCAAACCGAAGCUGAGGUAGCAUCAUAGACACAGACAUAAGUGUAACAGCCUUUCAACUCAUACUACUACUUUGAGUCCUGUUAUUAAAGCUCCUGUAAGGGGUUUUAAGGUAGUUAUGAAACUUUAAAGUCUCUAGUUUUCAGGCAUUAAAACUUACAUUAUUAUAAUCAUUAAUCUUUCUCCUGAUCAUGAACAAGCAGAAAUGUGAAUAUCAGUCCAUUUCACGAAUGUUGAAAAAAAAGUCCUCACAGGAGCUUUAAUGUCCAAAAUCACUGCCAGGGGGGUAGAUGUCAGAUAAACAGAACAACAGCAUGUUGUAGAAAAAGACUCUUAAUGAGUGAUUAAUUAAACUGUUCAAGAAAGUUAAAUAAAAUCUUGCACAUCUACAUGACAAAACUAGCAAAAUUAACCUGAUUUAGACGGCCAAUUUUGACCGAAAAUGCACGCCAUUUGAACAUCCGAUUUGGAGGUCCACAAGACGUCCAAAUUGGGCGUCCAUAUGACAUCAGAAAAAGACUGCACUUUCAUUCUGCACCUUGACGUCGAAAAAAAUAAUAACUUAAAUAGAUGUCAUUUCGACGUCACAUUGGGCUGUAGGGUUAAGAGGCAUUACUUUGUCCACUAUAUGUGCUAAAAUUAAAGGUUCCUUACUGGAGCUUUAAAUACCUGAAAGUUAUUUCCCUGAGUAGAUUUUUUUUAAUCAACUUUGAAAUAAAAAAUAUAUGGGGGUGACCAUUUUUAUUUUUUAACUGAAUUUUUAAGCCCAAGUUGAUGAUUUUAGUACAAGUCCUGUUUCUGACGAGGCAAAUGGCCAAUCAUAGUGCAGGAAUCUUUAAAGGUGGCCGACCAAGGGUGGGCUGGUGCCCCCACUGCGCCACUCUUUGGAUCCACCCCUGUGUAUAUAGUAUAUGAAACACCAAAUUUGGAUUUUGGUCCCAAGUUAGACAAACAUUUGCUCUUGACAAAAGUGUGUAAAAUUAGGUAAAAACUAAACUGAACAAAUCAGUAUUUUAUUUGAUUAAACGUACAUUUUUUACAUAGUUUUUAACAGGUCAGAAUAGUUAAAUUUUUUUUUGCCAAUCUCAGCUUCAUACAUAUUGCAAUUGGGUCAUUAUAUACUGGUUUGUAUGCAAAAUUUAUGUCAGUUUUUUUGACAAAUGUUCAAUUAUGUUUGUAAAGAAAUCUAAUUCCAACAAAAUGAAGUUACAUUUUACUCAAAGAGAAGUUGUAAAAAGGAAAAGGAAGUAAUCUUAGUCCAUCUUUUCACAAGAAAAAAGGAAGUAGUCUUAGUCCAUCUUUCCACAAUAACAGACUACACUCCCAUCAUGUCUCUGAAGUAUCUUUGUUAUUUUGUACAAAAGUGUCUUUUUUUAGUUCUUCUCGUACCAUCGACCUCGAGACACCGCACAGAAAAGCCUGUUCCUGUAAAGUGUGGGUGCUGCGUUCUCACUGUUCCUACAUUCAGAGCCUGUAAACACAGUUUCUCAAUGUUCCUCUGAUAAUUCAGAGCUCCCUCUGUUGGUGGAAACAGAGCAUUGCAGUUACAUGUAGCAGAAAUUAGUCAGUUUAUUUUGUAUCUAUCUAGAUUAUUAUUGGGGAUCAGAGAGUGGCAGAAGAACUAUUUUUAAGUCGUUCUUCAAAUCUCAUUUUUUACACCUCCCUUGUGAUAUUUUCUCGGUUUCUUUUUUUCCCCUUUUCCUGUUUUUUGGUCUAAUUCUCAAGUCUCAGAAAGCAGCCGAUUUUGACUUUACUUUUUAAUAUUUUGUGACUAACCACUAAGUUUCUUUCCAGGCCGUUCUUUGAGGGGAUGUCUCAGUCCAGCUCUCAGACGGAGAUCGGCAGUCUGAACAGUAAAGGCAGCUUGGGGAGAGACACCUUCAGUCCGGUGAGUAACUCAAACCUGCAGGGGAGGAGAAGAAGCAGGAGCAGCUGCAGCAUCAGCAGGAAUUUCACUGCUGUGAGCUGCAGGGCGUCCAAGAAAACCUGAACUGUGUUGUCUUUUUUUUUCUUCUUUUAAUCCCUGUCUCACCGGUCGGUCUGUCGCUGAGUGCAGUAAAUAUUUAUUGCCCCUAAAGGGCGUCUGACUCUACAACAUAAAAGCCUCCUUAGCAACUGUGUUUAAAAGAGCGGUGUGGGGGUGAAGCGAUGACACAAACCUGAGAGGUUUUCUUUAGAGAAGUCAGCGCUGAAUUGAAGAUUUUUCUUUGAGCUGUCGGAGGAAUAAGCAGCUUUUCGACUUUAUAUUUCAUCACCCUGUGACACCCAGAGGGGAUAAAUCAAAGAGGUUACACGAUGGUUGAGAAAACACGUUUUUAACAGAAAAUAUUUGAUAUUUCUCUCUCAAAAAUCCUCAAAAUGAGCUUUUUAUGAGUGAACUCCGUAAUUCAAGUCCAUUAAAAGUGUUAAAGGUGAUUGGAUGGAGAGGCAGAGCAGGAGAUUGUCUCUUCUGCUGGUCUGCUGCUGCUGCAAUUAAGGAGAAUUAAAUACACCUGCUGCAAUCAAGGGCAAUCAGCUACACCUGGGAGUGUGGCUGGCUAUCAGGAGUAUUUCUUUGCUGUAUGUGAUUGAGACUUGGUAGUUUUUUGUGUAUGAAGUGUCAGUAAAAGAUACAACCCAGAGCUCUACACCCUUUCUGCCCUCCGUCCACCCUGUUUGUAGAGGUGUACCAACAUCUAAAACCUUACAAAAACAUGUAUUCAUGAGGGUUCAUCCACACUUUCUAGUCGACAUGAUAGUUAAUAAUGUAAGAAAGUGGCAGAAAACUGUGAAGAAAACACCAUCAAUCAGAAACCAGCAGGGUAUUGAUCGGUGUGGUAAAUAAAUGUCCUGAAUGUGAAGCCCAUAAAAAUCGCCCAGCGGGGGGGGCUGGUUUGUGAAUAUGAAAUUCAUGAAUGUGUCACACUAACGUUUCCUGAACAGAGACCCAAUCCAAUACAUCUCUGCUGAAUGAAAACAGUUCAAUCCGAGCGAGCCGAAUGGAUUUUACUGGAUGUGUUUGUGCUGCAGCUCCUUCUGUUUUUAUCGCUGCGCUGAAACGAGACCUUUUAUGACGCCGCUGAUGACUGCACUUUUAAAAAACAUGCUAGAGUCGGAAAAGUCUGUUUUUAUUAACGUAAACACUCACUAAAAAGAUGAGUUUUGUCUAGGGUGACUAUAUUCUGACUUCCCAAACAGAGGACACGACUACUCGGGGGCGGAGUCAUUGAGUCGCACUAAGUUAAUUUGAACUGAAUCACUAGAAUCAGUUCACUAAAAAGAUUUGUUCAAAAGAUUCGUUCACUGAACAGUCACUGAAGAAUUCACACUGAACUUUGUCACAUGCUGUGUCCUGUUGUAUGUAAGUUGUUGUGGUGGCAAUUUAGCAGUAAAAUAUUUUAAAAAAGGUAGUUUUGUCUGACAAAAAUGAUUCCAGAGUGUAGUUCAAUACGUGAUUCGUUCACCAAGUGAUUCAGGUGUCGGUGCAUUUGGUGCCUCGUUCACCGGCUGCCCUGCUGACAGCUCAACUGAAGUGAGAAAUCAAACGAAUCACUUCCACUAGUGAUUCGUUCGAUUCUAAAUUCAGCUCAACUGAAGUGAGAAUCAAACGAAUCACUUCCACAAGUGAUUCUUUUGAAUCUCAGUUCAGCUCAACUGAAGUGAGAAAUGAACGAAUCACUUCCACAAGUGAUUCUUUUGAAUCUCAGUUCAGCUCAACUGAAGUGAGAAAUGAACGAAUCACUUCCACUAGUGAUUCGUUCAAUUAUCACUUCAGCUCAACCGGUGAGAAUUGAAUGAAUCACUUUCACAAGUGAUUCUUUUGAUUCUCACUUUAGCUCAACUGAAGUGAGAAACGAACGAAUCACUUGAGGAAGUGAUUCGGUUCAGUACGUUCACUCAAAAGAUUUGGUCCUUUUGAACGAAUCGUCUGUGAACGACACAACACUAAAAGAGGACGUAUGGUCACACUAGUUUUGUCUUCACAGCUGCUGCAUGUAGACUGACUGUAGUUCCCUCGUCUCUCCAGCAGGGGGAGCAGCAUCCUCUGGAGAAGAUGAAACACUCACGCAGCCGCAACCUGGAGGAGGCGCUGUCUGAGACCGACACUCUGGUAAAACUUGUGUGUGUGUGUGUGUGAGAGGAGAAUAAAUGGUGUGUCAGCAUCUUCGUUAAUAUCACUGUGAAGUUUUUUCGCUGCCAUCUGCACCGCAAGAGAGACAGAUUGAGAGUGACGGAGACGAUCAAGAGGAUCUCCUCUUUGUGACACUGAUAGUCUGUCUGUCUGUGUGUGUGUGUGUGUGUGUGUGUGUGUAGGAGCUGACAGAUCAGGAGCUGUUCGCCGAGGUGGGCCCCUGCAUCACGGUGUCUGUGGCUGAGAAACCCCGUACGCCCUUAAAGAGCAGCAAGAGUGAAACCCAGGCCAUGCCGUCACCUAGGUAACGAUCGGCAAAAACAGACCGAUAUCAGAUGUCGAUAUUUCUGAGUAACCGACGAUAAAAAGUCACUUCUCUGACUUUUUUCCCAGGUUGGAUGGAGGCCACACCCCCCGGCAGAAGCGGAUCAGCACGCCCAUGAAGGAGCGCCAGCUUUCCAAACCUCUGAGCGAACGCACCAACAGUUCCGACUCGGAGAGAUCCCCGGAGCUGGGCCACAGCACGCCGGUGAGUCUUUCCAGGAUGCUCUUCUAAUCUCCGACGCUGAAAUAAAUCUUCACAUUGUUGUCGAGCGUUCCCACCGAGGGAUUUACGCUGCUGCCGCUUUUGUUCUGCCGACUCCUCCUCCUCCUCCUCCUCCGCUGAUCAUCUCUGACUCGCCUGAAGCUCCCAGAUGAAUUAUAUAUGCGGCGAUGAGUCAUCAGCGGAGUAAACGUGUCGCUGCAGGGGGGGUCACACGCUUAAAUUUGUGUGUUUGUGUGUUUUUUGUGCGCGCAGCUCCUGAGGAAGGUGGUGUACGACCAGCUGAACCAGAUUUUGUUAUCGGAUUCUGCGCUACCUGAGAGCCUGAUCCUGGUGAACGGCACAGACUGGCAGGGACAGGUAGGACUCGGAGUGUGUGUCUGUGUGUGUGAGUGUGUGUGUGUGUGUGUGUGUGUGAGUGAGUGUGUGUGUGUGAGUGUGUGUGUAGAGUCUUCUGAGCUGUUUCCUCACAUUUCUUCCUCCUCCCGUGUCACAGUAUGUCGCCGAGCAGCUCCAGGUCCAGAGACACCCGGUGGUCUGUACGUGUUCAGCCGCUGAGAUCCAGGCGGUGCUGUCCGCGGUGCUCACUCGCAUCCAGAAGUUGUGAGUGUGUUUUUUUAAUUUUGGUGAAGUAAACACACAUACGCACACAGACACACACAGUCAGAGUUCAGGCCACCCUUGUUUGGCAGCAUGACUCAUCGUCUUCGUCCUUUUCCUGCUCGAAAUCGUAUUUUUCUGCUCUCUGCCUGACCUCCUUUUUUUCAUCCAUCCUCCACAUCUCUCCUUCCUCCUGGCUCCAUCUCUAUAAAUUCAUUUCUUUUUGUGCCGAUUCAAACUUUAGAGUCCCCUCUGGUCAAAAACGUCUCCUCCUUUUUCACCCCUGACCUCUUCUUAUCCUCUCUCUGUGAGUCUUUAAAAGAUUAAUACGGAUAAAGGAGGAUAAACUCUGGUCAGACUGUAGAAAAAGUUUGUGUUUCAUGUUUAAAUCACAGCAGGAUAAAAGUUUAGAGCUGUUUUAAAUUCAGGGGUUUAAACUAGGGCUGGGGCGAUAAACUGAAAAUUUACGGAUACGGAAAUUUACGACAAUAACCAACGUCAUUUUGCCCAUAUCGGUAUAUUCGGUGUAAAAAAAAAAAUAGAUUACUGAAAGUUGGUUUUGGAUGUUUGUUAGGUAGGCUACGGUCUCACAGUGUUUCCCCUACAAUAAAUUGCGUGCGCCGCUCCUGUAAUCUCACAUUAUCGUUAAUAUUAAUGCGCCACUAAUGAUUCCUACUCAUACUGUGUUAGCGCAACAACACAUGACGUUAAUUCCGACUUGUUUUGAGUCAUCAACGAGCGCAUCAGAUCCUGUCCGACCCUCUUCUGUUAUUGUGAAAGGUAACGUUCAAGGUUAUUCACGGUCUUUAGCAAGUAGCAUUAAUAGCAUUAGUAGCAUUAUCAAUGCGCACCGCUAAUGAUUUCUACGCACACUGUGUUAGCGCAACAACACACAACUUUAUUUUUGACUUGUUUGAAGUCAUCAACGAGCGCAUCAGAUCCUGUCCGACCCUCUUCUAUUAACACGAAAGGUAACGUUCAAGGUCAUACACUAUCUUUAGCGAUUAGCAUUAAUAGAAUUGGUAGCAUUAUUAAUGCGCACUGCUAAUGAUUUCUACGCACACUGUGUGAGCGCAACAGCACACGACUUUAUUUUCGACUUGUUUUGAGUCUUUUACGAACGCAUCAAAUCCUGUCGGACCCUCUUCUGUCAACGUGAAAGGUAAUGGUAUACACAGUUUAUAUAGCGAGUAGCAUUAAUAUCAAUGCGCCACUAAUGAUUUUUACUGCACUGUGUUAGCGCAACAACACAUGACGUUAUUUGCGACUUGUUUUGAGUCUUUAAUGAGCGUAUCAAAUCCUGUCGGACCCUCUUCCAUUAAUGUCAAAGGUAACGUUUAAGCAAAGCUAUAUAGCGAGUAGCGCGGGUAACGUAAUGUAAUGUGAACACAACAGCGUAGCUCCAUGAGCGGCAAGAGAGUGAAGGUAACAGCGAAAAACAGCAGAAAAAAAUUCUAGGGGAAACACUGGUCUCAUGUCCCUUUAAGACGAUGUCCUACGUCAGAGACAAAGAGGGAAAGACAAGUGAGGAGAUGGAGGACGGUUCAAAAGUUUUAGCAGCUGAAGUAGACGAAGUUAAUGUGAGAGGGGGUGAGCAGCUUGUGGAGUAGUUAUCGUCCUUUUACCGUUAUCGAGGUGAACUGAUCAAUAUAUCGUGAUAUUGAUUUGAAGCCGUAUCACCCAGCCCUAGUUUAAACUAUUAAGUCAGUGGCUGACAAGUUACAGCCACGGUCGAUUCUUUUGAAAUAUCUCUUAAAAAAGAUGUAAAAUACGUAAAUUUUGAGGUUUUUGACGUGUAGGAAAACACUUGUUUUUCAUUUUGAUACGACAUCUUCAGCGUCUUCAGUUUGACGGUUGAAUUUCCGGGUUUAUUUUACAGGUGGAGUUGCCGCAGCGUCGUUUGUUAUCUUGUCUCCUGUGUGUGUGUGAUGGAUGAGACUCUCCACUCACCUCUCUCUCUCUCUCUCUCUCUCUGUAGCUGUAACUGUAACUCAUCCAUGCCCCGUGCGGUGAAGGUGGCGGCCGUGGGCAGCCAGAGUUACCUGGGCGCCAUCCUGCAGUUCUUCGUCACCCAGCUCGCCAACAAGACGUCUGAUUGGCUCAACCACAUGCGCUUCCUGGUCGUGCCUCUGGGUAAGAGAGUCUCCGUCCUUUUUUUUGUUGCUUAGUCAUCCUCAAGUACUGAACGCCAUCUUAAUUUCACCUUCUUCUCCAGGUUCCCACCCUGUUGCCAAACACCUCGGCGCCCUCGACAACCGCUACAGCUCCUCCUUCCUGGAUGGCGCAUGGAGGGACGUCUUCAGCCGCUCUGAGCCGCCACAGACAGGUACCAAACGGCGCCGAUCCUUCUGCUUAAACGCUCGUUUUGACUCUGAAGUUCUUGAAAUUCCUCUCUUGUUUUUUUAAUUCUAGAUCAGCUGGACGUAGCGGGAAGAAUCGCACAGUACAUCAGCGGCGCCACCGUCACCCACCAGCUGCCCAUCGCCGAGGCCAUGCUGACCUGCAAACACAGGACGUGAGUAUAAGCAGGAAAAAACACGAUCUGGACCCCCUAGAACCGGUUUAAACGCUCUUUCUCUGUGGUCCACAGGCGAGAUGAAGACUCCUACCAGAAGUUUAUUCCCUUCAUCGGGGUAAGAUUUCACUCUGGACAGAAAAAAAGCAGAUUUUUAUUUUAAAUGCGGAUCUGUUUCUAACAUCAGUCCUUGUUCUUCAUCAUCAGGUGGUCAAAGUGGGUCUGAUCGAGUCCGGACAGUCUCCCACAGGUGAGUCUUUGAAAACUCGUCCUGUGUGUUUUUUCUGAAUCUGCUCAGUCGAUUGUUGACAGUUUCUUUGUUUUUUAUUUUAAAGGAGACACAGAGGAGGGUGUGGCGGUGAGCUUGGCUGUUCCCUCCACAUCCCCUCCCUCCCAUGGCUCCCCAACAGGGAUGAUUAAAGAGGCGGCCACUCCCCCUUCCUCCCCCUCCAUGGGCAGCGUCCUCACAGUACAAGGGUGAGCGUGACUCAGUGACGGCACUUUGAGUUUGUUAGUACAACAAAUAUAAAAAUAAGGUUUGCAAAAUGUGCUACGUAAAAAUAAAACACAGCGUAAAUAAGACAAAAUAAAGGAAAGCCAAAUGCUAAAUAAGCUUAACAGUUAAAAAUUUGUAUGAAUGACAAUAAUUUUGUAUCACAAUAUUCACUAUUGCAAAAGGUUAAAAAUCGCAAUAAUAAGUAUCGUGAUAAUAUUGCAUCGUGGCCCAAGUAUCGUGAUUAUUUCCCAUUGUGGCCCAAGUAUUGCAAAAACAUUGUAUCGUGGCCCAAGUAUCAUGAUAAUAUCAUAUCGUGGCCCAAGUAUCGUGAUAGGAUUGUAUCGUGGCCCAAGUAUCAUGAUAAUAUCAUAUCGUGGCCCAAGUAUCAUGAUAGUAUUGUAUUGUGGCCCAAGUAUUGUGAUAAUAUCAUAUCAUGGCCCAAGUAUCGUGAUAAUAUCACAUUGUGCCCCAGGUAUCAUGAUUAUAUUGUAUCGUGCCCCAAGUAUCAUGAUAGUAUAGCAUGUCAGCCCAAGUAUCAUGAUAAUAUCGUACCCUGGCCCAAGUAUUGUGAUAAUAUCGCAUCCUGGCUCAAGUAUCAUGAUAAUAUCGCAUUGUGGCCCAAGUGUCGUGAUAAUAUUGUAUCGUGGCCCAAGUACCGUGAGAAUAUCGCAUCAUGCCCUAAGUAUCAUGAUAAUAUUGUAUAAUGGCCCGAUUGUCGUGAUAAUAUCGCUUUGUGCACCAAGCAAUGAUAUCCCAAUCGUGGCCUAAGUAUUGUGAUAAUAUCGUAUCAUGGGGACACUAGUGAUUUCCACCCCUACUAGCAAACUGAUAAUUCUUGUUUCAAAGACUUUAAUCUGGACUCAAAGUUUUAAAGUUUGGUUCUGACUGUCUGGACUGGGUUGAGUCUGUCGCCUCUGGCGCCACUUUGUUCGCUCAGUGAACCGGUUCCAGGAAGUGAAAUGACUCUCUGGUUCCUCUGUGAAGGUUUGAUUCAGUCAGAGUUUCUGCUCUGCUUGCUGCAGUUCCUCUGCAGAGCUGACAGACUGCAGCUGUUCCUGCUCUAAUAUUUCCAUUUCAGCCUCUGCAGAGGACCGAUAGUGUGACUGUCGAACAUGAUGUACCAAAUUUAGAAGUUAAUCUCCUUUUUUUUAAACUGCUUCAGACAGAAAAGCUCCCUCUCCUGUGAAUGUGGUCUCAGCAGUUCUCAGGGAUUCUCCUGCUUUUGUCGUUUCAUAAUGUUCCUACAUGGAUCUCUGUCCUCAGGAGUCCCAGCAUGUCUCACGGAGUGGACGCCAUCGGCCUGCAGGUGGAUUACUGGCUCGCCUCGCUGGCUGAGAAGAGGCGGGAGGGCGAACGCCGCGACACGGGCUGCAAGAACACGCUGAAGAGCGCCUUCCGCUCGCUGCAGGUCAGCAGGUUACCAGGAGGGGGCAGCAGCGACCCACAGGCCCAAGUCAGCACCAUGGCCAUGACGGUGGUGACAAAAGAGAAGAACAAGAAAGGUGAGGCGAGGAUUUAAAAAAAAAACUCAAACUUUUCGUGGAAAUCUUUAGAAAGUUUUAAAGAUUUUUCAGGACUCUUAAUUUGAAAUGUUGAUAAAAAUUCUGUGAAAGUUUCUGAACUUUCAGGUAAAAAUGUAAAACUUCUUUAAUCACAAACUGAAUUUUUUUUUUCAAACCUCUUAAUUUGAAAUGUUGAUAAAAAUUCUGUGAAAGUUUCUGAACUCUUAGUUAAAAAUGUAAUGCUUUGUAAAUCAGAAAAUUAAAAAAAAAUUGAAAACUCUAAAUUUGAAAUAUUGAUAAAAAUUGUGUGAAAAUUUCUGAACUUUCAGGUAAAAAUGUGUAACUUUUUUUAAUCUGAAACUUGAAUUUUUUUUAAAACUCUAAAUUUGAAAUGUUGACAAAAAUUCUGUGAAAGUUUCUGAACUUUUAGAUAAAAUUUUUAACUUUUAAAUAAGAAACUUAAAAAAAGAUCAAAAUUCUAAAUUUGUAAUGUUGAUAAAAUUCUAUGAAAAUUUUUGAAUUUUCAGGUAAAAAUAUAAAACUUUUUCAAUCACAAACUUAAAAACAUUUUCAAAACUCUAAAUUUGAAAUGUUAGAUGAUUCUGUGAAAAUUUCUGAACUCUAAGGUAAAAUUUUGAGACUUUUUUAAAUCAGAAACUUCUCAUCAGCGUUUUUUUUUUUUAAUCAUCAAACUUAAGAAGUUUGAGAAUUAAAUAAAACAUGAACAAUUUUAAAACACUUUUAGAUUUUUUUAAGAAUUAAGCAGCUCCCCCCAUGGAGACGGCCAUGUUUCUACAGUAGUACAGAAUGGACAAACUUGAUUCCAUUCAGGCCUUUGGACGUUUUUGAUGCUAAAAACAUCACAGAUAUAUGAUCAUAUUGAUGAUGAAUCACAUCAGCUUCUUGUCCUUAAAGGCUAGGCAGGAGUGAGCAAGGGAGGAUGUCAAACUCUCACCAACAAUCCUUUACUAAACUUCCUCUCCGUAGUUCCCACCAUCUUCCUGGGAAAGAAACCAAAAGAGAAGGACGUGGACUCCAAGAGUCAGGUCAUUGAAGGCAUCAGUCGCCUCAUCUGCUCCGCCAAGCAGCAGCAGACCAUCCUGAAAGGUAACCAGAGCUUCCUCCAUGUUUGUUGUUUUUUGUUUUUCUCGUCCUGUCCUCUAACGUCUUUUCCGUCUCCUGCAGUGUCCAUCGACGGCGUGGAGUGGAACGAUGUGAAGUUCUUCCAGCUGGCCGCCCAGUGGCCCACACAUGUCAAAUACCUACCUGUCGGACUCUUUGGUUACAGCAAACCCCCCUCCUAGGGUCCGAAAAACCCGCCGACUCCUCUGACCACGACCGUCAGCGCGUCUGGAGCUGAGAGAAGACGCCAAGCAGACAGACUUUUCUUUCCCUUCGGUUUCAGUUUGGCCACAGUCGUCUAGUUUCUCUUUUGGCGAGGAGGACGAGGAGGUGGAGGAGGAGGAGGAGCGCUGUUACUAGUCACUUUAACGCCCCUUUUGUGUGCGUGUGUGUGCGUGUGUGUGUGUGGCGAGCGCAUGCACACGUGAAUGUACAGUAUGUGAGCGCGUGCGAAUGUACGAGCGUGUGUGCGCACAAGGGGCUUUACAGCACAAGUUCAAUAGUUAACUGCCAUUUAUGUUUCCGUUCUAUGGAAUGCAACAGCAUGCGACAACUCACCGAUUUCAAACGUUAAGACCCGCCCCCUCUGAGGCCCCUCUGCUCACCCCAACACCUGAUCCACAUGUGCAUGCUCUGAACUUACACUUACACCACUCAUGUGCCGUUAAAAAAAACAACAACAAAAUAAAAAAAUACAACAGAAACGCAUCAGGGCUUCAGUUUUUGCAUGAGAGAAAAAACACAAAGAAAAGUCUGUCCUGCUCGCGAAAAAACGCAGCGAAUCAAAGGCGUGCAUGUGACGAAUUUCACCUCCACAUCGACAGCACAGAUGCCCUAAAAAAAAACAGGUUUAGUCGAUUUAAUUUCAAGGGCUUCCAUUUGAUUCAGAAGAAGUUUUCUGUACUAAAAGAAGUCGUUUGGAUGUCUUAAAAAAAUGACGAGAAAGCGCAUCUAUUCACGGGGAAGUGUCUCUUUUUAUCGUGCUCCAGUGAUCAAUUGUAAAAGACUUCCCUUUAAAGGUGUUUUUGUGACGCAUCGUAAUUGUUUUCGUGAGAGAUUUCCAGGAUUUCAGGGCGGCAGUGCGGUUUUCUUUAGCUUCUCGUUUGCUAUGCACUUAUGAAAACACACCGGAGUGUUCGCAGAGAGCCAAAUAAAUGUGCAACAAGACGACUGAGACGACAGGAUGCGUAUUAAAACGGAUGAGAAAGGCGUGUUUUUAUCCUGCUUUUCCACGGGGAUGUAAACCGCGAACACGGCGGUCGAACCCCCUGCAAUAAAGCACAACGUUGUUUGAAAGGAAGCCCUUAAAUAUCUUCUUUAUCGGCAAUAUUCAGGCUGCAGACCCGCGCGGGAAUCAAACCGUUUUAGAGGUUUUCUCUGCGGGUUCGAGUUCUCGCGGCGCAGGUCUGCCACAUGCUUUCUCUAGAUUAUCGUGAGGUGAAUAGUGAGUGUUCAGUAUCUGGUAACGCGUGUGUGUUAUUUGGUGAAAUUAAUGUAACGUGGUCACAGACUUUAUAAAAUAUCACUUAUUGAGAUGAUUAUUUUUUCCUACCAUGUGACAGAGGGGACAUGCAUUUAGAGUGUGUGUGUGUGUGUUUAUGUUUGCUGGCAGUGUGUGUUGCUGAUGCGGUCAGUAGAGGCUGCAAACGCUGCAAUAUGUUUCGUGUGUUCGCUGUAGUUUGGCACAAGACAAACGCUUCAAUUUUUAAAAGUUGGUGAAAAGGUUCAGAAAGUUUGUUUAAAGUCAGCUUGUCUCUGAAUUUAAAGGGAUUGUUGUUUAAGUUCUGAAAAAAUGAAAAUAAAACUGAAUGUUUUAAUUAAAGGUAAAAGUCAGAAUUCUGGAUUUAAUUAAGAACUGCUGUUAAAAGGGAAACUCCCCACAGGCGCUUUAAGUGUGAUGAUGAUAAUCUGCCUAAAUUCAUUAUCCAUAAAAAAAAAAAAAUUGAAAAAAAUUUAAAACAACAAAAUUUUAGUCUUAAAAACUUGUCCACAAUCAUCCUCUGUAGAAAUCAAAUCAAACAUGAGCCAUAUUUUGUUGUUGUUCAAUUUGUGAUGUCACAAAUUGUUGAAUCUCCUUAAAAGAGCGUAAUUAACGUAACACCCAAUAGAAACGUCCGACCCUGUUUUUUUGGUCCCAAGGAUUUGCAGCAUCGGAUAUGGGGUCCAAAACAUGUGGCCAUUACUCAUAAUUUGUCAUUUUCAAAAGGCAAACGCUUUAUUCUUAAAAGUUUGGUGAAAAGUUUCAGAGUCAGGCACGGAAAGUUUGUUUAAAAUCAAAUUUUCUCUGAAUUUAAAGUCAGGGAUUGUAUAAGUUAAAAAAAAAAGAAAAUAAAACUCAAUUCAUGUCAAAAGUUAGGAAUAUUGUAAGUCAAGAUAAAGGUCAUAAUUCUGGAUUUAAUUAAGAACUGCUGUUAAAAGCGAAACUCCCCACAGGAGCUUUAAAUGCAACAUGAUAAUUUGCCUAAAUUCAUCAUACAAAAAAAAAUAACAAAACAAAAAAAUUUCAAACUACCUAAUUUUAUACUUGUAAAUUUGUCCACAAUCAUCCCCUGUAGAAAUCAAACAUGAGCCAUUGGUGAAAAUUAGUGAAACUCCCCACAGAUGCUUUAAGUGCGAUUAUGAUAAUCUGCCCAUAUUCAUCAUCCGUACAAAACAAAAAAAUCUUUAAAAAAAUAUUGUAAUAAAUUGAAACAACCUAAUUUGGACUAAUAAAUUUGUCCACAAUCGUCCUCUGUAGAAAUCAAAUCAACUCAAACAUGAACUAUAUUUUGUUGUUGUUCAAUUUGUGAUGUCACAAAUUGGUGAAUCUCCUCAAUUGAGUUUCACUAACCUAACACCAAACUGAAUCUUCCCGCACUGUUUUCUGUUCCUCAGGAUUUUCAGCAUUAGGUUAAGGGUCCAAAACAUGUGGCCAUACCUCAUAAUUUGCUAUUUUGAAAAGAGAAACACAACUGGCAACAGUGUAAGAGUCUUCUAGAGAGAUGGGGGUGCCCCAAAAAGAGAAUAAAAUUUUUCAAAGUUGCCAGCCUUAGAUAGGAAAAAAUUUCAAGCUCUUCAAACUCGUCACCUGUGUAGCUCUGCCUUGUGCCACCUACAUCGUAACACUGUCCAUCUGCAGUCAGGUAUUAGCGAAACAGGUUCUUCUUGCAGCGUGAAUUCAGUGAGACUUCUGUUUGAAUCUAGAUCUAGAAUCUAGUCGAUGUUCCAGUGUUACAGUUGUGAUGUCAGCAGCACGUCUUAAACUCGCCUCAUUUCUUUGUUUCGACAACAGCCGAAGGGUUUCAGAGCUCGCUUUGCUUGUUCACUCUCUGUUUGCUUAACUCUCGUCACCCAACAACAAACACCCUGUUGGUGCCGGCGAGCGUUAAGUACUUCCAAAUAUUUGAAUGUAUUGAAUUAAGUUUACACUUUUUUGUAACUUUUUACAGUUCAUGUGGGAUAUUAGAAAUGUUUCACCAGUGCAGUACAGUCAUUUUAGACAGACAGAGACAGCGGGCCGCUUGAAUGCACCCUUCUUCAAACCUGUAACCAGUUAAGGGCUUGACAGACUGACCGACCACGUUAUCGGUGAGCUUUGAUGUACCGUAGUUUGAUCAUUUCAUUCCAAAUUUACCCACAUUUAUGGAAAACUGCUCCCAAAAAGUUGCUUUUAAAGUCAAAGUAAACAUAAACUGCUGUUAUAAAUAAACAAGAAUCAUAUUCUCAUCAUCAUAUCUAUCAUCUUUCCCUCACUGUCAUUAAAAUAUGGUAAUUUGACACUUUUGACUUCCUUAAAGACGAUUACAAAGAUCUGCUGUUGUGCGUAAAUGUCAAUAAAUUUUGGGUUGCCGAGUUUUGAGGGAAAAUUUUUGCUAAGUUUACCAAAGGUUUGUACAUUUGGUAAACUUCGCAAAAAUUUUGUGUUAAUAUUUUGUGUUUAAAUAAAAACAUCACUGCAAGAUUAAGAAAUGCAGAUAAAUGAAAGAGAUUCUGUGGCAAACCCAAAAUUUAUUUACUUUAUGUUACGUAAUAAUGUCUCUAACUUUUAGUCAAAACUCAAAAAGGUGACUCUAAAGCUCUUGUGGGGGUCUUUUGACUUGUGUCCAUUUUGGUUCCCCCCUGUGGACAAGCUAGUCAUUGCUUGUCAUGUCUCCUACAUUAAGUGGAAAUUUUUUUCAUUCAAAAAAACUAUCCUGCUGACCCUUUGACCUUCAUUUGUGUCAUUUAGUGUGAAUAUUUUGUGUGUAAAUUGUAGAGGCAGGGCGGACACCAGGGCUAUCUUGUCGCUGAUGGUCUUGUUUGAUUUUCGACAUCAUGAAAAGUCAUCAGUAUGAAUUCCUCACAGGAGCUUUAAAGAAAGCGUAAUUCAUAAAAGACACCAAAUCAUUGAUUUCAAAAUAAAAGCAUCUUUAAAGAAUUUCUACCGUGUUUUGAAAUUAAAUAUUUGAUAUUGAACUGAAACUAUAACCGUGGGUGAUCUUGUGUCUGCUGCUUAUGGACGACCUCACUAACACAAACUGCUCUUUGCCUUGUAGUGUUGUUUGUCUCAUUAUUGUAGUGAUGUGAUUUUAAAAUGGUCCGAAAUUGUAUGAAGUCAUGAUUCGCCUCUUUUAUUUUGAAGGGAGCAGGUAGAACUGAACUUUCUUCUUGAAAGAGAGGCAUCAAAAUAAAAUCACUGCCAAAACCACAAAGUGAGGAAAUCGUGAUCAUAAUCUGAGACAUUUGUGGAUUUGUUUGAUUUCAGUCGGAUCAGUGAAACUCGUAUUCAAGUCAGCAUUUCAACGUGUGAAGGAGGUGAAUGCUUUCCUUUCAUUCUGAGCGUUUACACGUUUUUCUAAAGUCUCUGGUUGUUCCGUGCGUUCGUCUCAAACUCGUCCCUGUGUGUUUUUUACCUGUACCUCUGUACCUGUGUCGACCUGUGUUCGUGGCGGUGUCGCGGUGGUUCCUCUGUCCUUGUGACUCGUAAUGGUUAGAGAUUAGUAACUGUUUGGUCCGUCAAUAAUCUCCAUCAGUGAUCAGCAGUGUCUCUUCUCUCCUAAAUGUCCCUCUGACGACGAUGAGAGUCUUCUUCACCGGGUUUCCACAAGCUUAGCUUUCUUAAACAGCACGGUCUCUAUUCCCUCACAGCUUGUAAAUUUGCUGUCUGUCUUCAUGGGGACGAAAUUUUCCUGUGAUCGCAGUAGAUUUCGAGGUCUCGCUCGGAGCAGGGCGUCUAAGCUUGUGGACUUGUGGAGAGUAUUUUGCACAUGCCAUCGUUUUCUUCAGCAGCAGUCUUCAGCUUUUUUGCCUUUUGCCUAUAACAAUAAUAAUAAUAAUAAUAAACUAUAAUGCUUGUACAUAUCAGAAUAGUACUUGUUAUAUUGUAUUCCAGUUUUUUUGUUUUUCUUAAUUUCGACAUGUUUUGUAGUACUGCUUUUUCAUGAUUACGUUUGUCAGUUGAAACAGAUGUGGGAUGAAAAGUGGAAGUGUUUAUUGUUUCAUUUGUUUUUUAAAAUAAAGAUAUUCCUGAUUUGUA